Cylicocyclus nassatus is the source of this 49066-nucleotide messenger RNA. NCBI's taxonomy places the organism in Eukaryota, Metazoa, Nematoda, Chromadorea, Rhabditida, Strongylidae. The record is from the annotation of a GenBank genome assembly.
GACUAGCACCGCUAGUUCAAUUCGAUCGGUAGCGAGAUCGCAAUAGAGGGGCAGAGAGCGGAGAGGACGGCGAGCGAUGGAUCGUCGCCCGACCGACGACGCCGAUGGUCCACGUCGCUCCGUGACGCGAGAGCUUCGCGUGGAUACCGAUGGCGACUGGCCGAGUAUGCCAUCGCCAAGGCGAGCAGCCACCGCUCCCAGUAGUCCUUCUACCGCUUUUCGAACAGAUCGGGAAGCGAUCUUUCGUUCAAGAAACAACACAACGGUGGCGGAAACGCAUCUUAUGCGGUCGAGCGGCUCACAUUCUGACACAUUCACUGAGGAGCACUGGGAUAGCGAAAUCACGAGUUUUGUCACAGCAGCUCCACCAAAAUUUAUUCAGGUAAUCAAAGCGUACCGUGUGCUUUCAACCGACACACCUACAUUGGUUGUGGAGGUAGCUUCAGAUCCACCCGCGAUAUUCGAGUGGUUCUGUAAUGACAGAUCAGUCCAGCAGGACAAGCGACGCUUCCAGGCCCGUCACGGGCUGAACAUUACCACAUUGACAGUUCAUGAUCCAGAGCAAGGCGUUUAUAAAUGUACUGCUCGUAAUCCUGCUGGAGUCAGUACUAGUUAUGGAUAUAUUACUGUUAACUUUGAACAUCAAGACAGUGGAUGGACUGUAGUAGAGCGAAGUAUGGCGAAGGAGGAGGGCCAGCCUACCAUCACCGUACAUCGCUCACCACGAUUCACCAGUCAGGUACCAAAUCUUACGGUACAACCUGGAAGCAAUGCUAUUAUUGAUGUUGAAGUUGAUGCUAAUCCACCAGCUCGAUUCUCGUGGUUUGUAAAUGGACACGAAUAUCGGGAAACGUGCAAAGAUGUUGAAAUCACUUAUCCAUCAGCAAAUCGAUGUGUUGCUAAGUUCAUGCUCCCAGUGCGUGGAGAAUACAAAGUAGUCGCUUCAAAUGUCCAUGGAUCAGCGAUGAGUAGCGGCUAUAUCGAUAUACACAGAGCCAAACCAGCACGAACGAUGCGUCCUCCAGUAGUUCCUGGAGAGCAUCUUGCGCGGAAUAUCAUGUCAGCCAGUCAUCAUCAAGGAGGAACUGCUCCUGAAGGAGAAGAUAUGGUCACAACGCACCAGACUGUGAACGUCUAUGAAGUGAACUAUGCGCAACGUGCUUCAAGUGUACCUCGGGGAGUUCGACAGUUGGAGAGCCAUGUCGAAGUCCCACACUCAUCGCAACGAGUGAUAUCGCUCGAAGAACGCCGCUCAGAACAAAGCAGCAGCAGCGCCAGGCUCCCGGAACGCCUACCGCGAGCCUUGUUCAAAACGCGCAGUGAAGGUGCUGCUCGCUAUCUGCCCCAUGCACCGAAAUUCCGCACCACCUUGCCGUCCCAACUAUCCAUCAAUCCGAACGAGAAACUCGUCCUCUCCGUGACAGUUGACGCUAUCCCAACUGCCGAAUUUAAGUGGGAUGUGAACGGAUUCGAAGUCCGACCGUCAAGAAAUGUCACCGUACUAAGCGAACAGAAUAGGUCGACGCUGGUAGUACAACCGCCUGUCAAACAGGGAAAGUACAGCGUGACCGCAUUUAACGAACAAGGCAGAGAAACACUGCUUACCAAGGUGGUACAUCUGUACACGGAGACGAGGACAGAAACAACAGAAAAACCAAAAACACUGGUCGUACCCGAUAUCGUCGAGACCGCAGUGACGGUGACAAGCGCAACCGAAGAGUGGGAGGUGAUUGACGGUGUCGACUCGCCUCCCUCAUCUUCCUCGAUUAAAACGGUCAAAAUGAGAGAACCGCCGCCUUCCGUUGCACAUGAAAAAGUAGAACUUUCCGUUCCAGUCACUCAUGUACCGAUUCAGGUGUCCAAAGAGGAGCCUAAAGUUGGUGUCAAAUUUAAGGAGGAGGAAGAAACUAAAAUCACUCAGCAGGAAUCGGUCGUUACGACAAGGUCUGUACAUAUUGGCAAGCGAACUCAAGAAAUCAUUCCAAAAAGGCCUAUAUUACUCUCAGCGCCCAGCCAAAAUGUCCAUGUACCUUCAGGAGAGAAGUUAGUGCUAGAGUCUAGAGUAGACAGCAUUCCACCGGCGACGUUCCGCUGGUAUGUGAAUAAUUUCGAGGCCAAGAACUCCCAAUACAUCUCGAUAGUCGAACCGGCUGAGAAUGUGAGCGUGGCCACGUUUGAACGACCCACAGCAGGGCUUUACAAGGUAGUAGCAGAGAAUCCACUAGGUGACGUUACCGCUUUUACCAGGGUUACCACGGAGACGGUCGUGGAAGAAGUCCACGAAAGAACUACGGUUACCUCCGCGACCAAGCCUACGAUGUUCACCUUGCCGAAGAAGAUAACUAUUGCAGUUAGAGACGAUCUGCCGAAACCGCCUCGUUUUAAAGAACGGCUCCCUGUGUCGCUGAAAAUACGCUCGGAGCAACCUUUGAAGUUUAGAGCCGCUGUAGAUGCUAUUCCAGAAGCAUCAUUCAUGUGGUUGUGGAACAACUUCGAACUGAAACGAAAUCAAAACACUGCUAUUGACAGAGUGGCUCAAAAUGUUUCAGAGUUGAAUUUGCAGAAAGUUCAACCUGGAAAGUACGAAGUUGUUGCCAGAAAUGAUAUGGGUCAAGAUUCAUGUUCUUGUAAAGUAAUAGUGGAAUAUGAACAGAAAGCUCAGCCACCUCCUCCCCCUCCAAAAAUUGUCAAAACCCUUGAGGAAGAGACUUGGUUUGAGGAGGGCAAGGAGACGAGGCUAGAAGUUGUGGCAUCAGGAUCUCCUCCGUUCAGUUUUAUUUGGUUCGCGAACGGAGUACAACUAGCAAAUGAUGGAAUGACACAGAUUAUAGUAGAAGGCAAUAGAUCACUACUUGUUAUGAGGAGGGAGUUUGAAGACAAUACCGUUAUUGCCGUGGAAGUUCAUGACCAUUACGGUAAGAAUCGCUCGCAGACGGUUAUAAGGAAAGUAAUUCGUGAAGAGAAGCCUAUGGAGAAGAAGAAGGAGAUGGCAGCAGAGCUUCCGAUCAAAACUGAAACGAAGACAAAAGCGGAGGCGAAGGAAGUGAUAAAGGAGGAAAUGAGGGCUCCAACACCAUCGAAACUUCCCAAGUUUGUGAAAGAACUUGAAAACAUGGAAUAUUUCGACGGAGACACACUCAUAGCGACUGUUCGUCUUACUGAAGACAGCGCUGACUGCACUUUCGGCUGGUUCGGUAACGGAAUUCACAUCGUUCCUGACGACCACGUCCGGAUAGAAUCCACUCCCCGUCAGAGCACGCUGAUCAUAGAAAGCGUCGGCGAAAUGUCGGACAUACAGUUGACGGCUUCGGCUCACAACGAGUUCGGAACGACAACGUCAUCGUCCAUCUUUAAUGUUGUGAAGAGGCCAGAUGAGUCAUUCGAGAUGGUGCCCCCCGAUUUGCCAGAAGAAUCAGCACCGAAGAUCAUUGAACCUUUACACUCUGCGUCAUUUAUUGAUGGCCAACCAAUGGUCUUACGCUGCCGUAUCAGAGCCAUUCCUUCCGCCGCAGUUGUUUGGUCCAAAGACGAUGUCAACGUCGAGGAAUGGGUUAUCAACAAAGACGUAGUUACGCAGGUUCUACCUGGUGGCUAUUGCGAGCUGCUGAAUCCAGAGGUCUAUCCCGAGGAUAGUGGCUUGUACAAAUGCACAGCAACAAAUCCUCAUGGCCGAGCUGAAACUGCAGCGUACAUCAACAUCGAAGGUGUUACUUAUCGCAAAGAUCGCGAAGAGGCCUCUGCCAGCGAGACUAUGUCAGGAGCUGUCGAUGAAGCUACGGUAGUGCCGAUGCCACCUAAGUUUGUUGAGGAAUUGACGGCUGAAACGGAUGGAGCGCAUCAGCUGAACUACGUCAGAUUAUUAUGCAGAAUCCGCAGUGGCGCUCAAACAACUGUAACAUGGUGGAAGGAUGAUGUUGAAAUUCAACCAAGCAGAAAAUACGAGUUCCAUAGAUUCUCUGACGGAGCCUUGAUUCUUACUAUUUACGGACCUUCUACGUCUGACAAUGGCACUUACACCUGCAAAGCGGAAUCGGAGCAUGGUGUAAGCAGUAGCAGUUGCGAGAUGUUGGUUCCACCGACUACGUCUACUACGGUAACAGCGGAUACGGUAACCGAAACAUCAACGGAGACCACAAGCGUUGUCGAGUCAGCAUCACCCGUGCAAGUGACAGAGUCGGUUAAGGAAGAUUUUGUUGCCACCACGGAAAUCACCAAGCACGAAGAAGAAUACAAACUUCUGGUGAAAGUAGCUGACAGUGUUGCGAGCACCCUUGUUGCCAACGUAUUUGUUGAUGCCGUUCGUGAAGCUGUGAGAAGAAUUAUGAUCGAGGAAAGCGAGGAAGAGGAAGAAAUCGUCACUGUUGACGCUCCGAGAUUUGAAACCUCGAUAGAACGAUAUGUUGUCCAUGAAAACGAGACAGUCACUAUUAGCACUGUUGUAACCGGAACUCCGACACCGUUCAUCGAAUGGUACUUCAAAGACAAAAAACUUCAAGUCAGCGAGAAUGUCAGCAUGGGUUAUGAAAAUAAAGUCGCAACUCUGAUACUGAAAAACGUCACCAAAACACAGGAAGGCACUUAUUACUGCCAUGCAACAAAUGUUCACGGAACAACAGUACUACCCAGUGAAGUUAGGGUCUUACCUGGUAAAGCAAGCGACACAAUUCGUUUGACCUUAGCCAAGUACAACAAGCGCGAGGAAGGCGAACAACUUGUCACCAAUAUCUUCGCCUACCAUAAAGAAGAGCAAUUCGAGGAAGCCAUCAAGCUGCAUGCGCCCGAUAAGGCCAGCGAAUCGGCCAAGUUUGCUGCUGUACCUGCCAAGCCUUCUGAAGAAGUUCAAAUCCCACCAGCGGAGGAAUUGCGACCACCUCGCCCAGCACCAGUAAGCAUACCCAUAAUUGUUCAUCCAGCCGAAGAAAGUCGUCUUCCGGUGUUGAUGCACCCGACAGCAGCUGAGCUCGUAGUGCCAGCGACGCAUGAAGAGGAACCUCUGAGAGGAGAGCAGUCUGGUGUCACCGUUCCCGUGGUCACUGAGGAGAAGGUGCGGGAAGAAGAGAGACCAGAUGCAGUCGAGCAGUUAGCAAAAGAAAUAGCAUCUGCAGCCAUUAAGUCCGUCUAUGAAGUGAUUCCAGUUGUUGUUGUACAAGAAGCUGAGAUUCCAACUGUAGCCGUUCAUCUUGCUGAAGGGACUGGGGUUAUCGCAGAAACAAGAGCAGAGGUCAAAACAGAAGAAGUUUUCGUUCCCGAGACUACACAAGAACUACGAGCACCUACGGUAGCUGCUCAGCCACCUGAACAACCCAUUGAGGGACGCCCUGAAUCGAAAGUAGUCGCAGAAGUGGUCCCAACCCUGAUCCAAGAAACCGAAAUACCUACUAUGACUGUGCAAAUGUCUGACAGACCUCUUGAAGAGGCUCCAGUUCCGGCACCAAGGACGGUCAGAGAGACUGUUCCAGUGAAGGCCCAUGAAGCAGGAGUACCAACAGUAGCCGUACAAUUAUCGGAAAAGCCUUCCGAAGAGGUGUCGCCUCCAGCUCCUAAAUCAGUGGAAGAAGUUGUUCCCAUUACAGCCCAGGAAACAGAAGUGCCUUCUGUAACCGUUCAGCUACCAGAAGAACUUUCUGCUGAAGCAAGGAUGAUCGAGAAAGUGCCCGCUCCUCAAGCGGUGGAAGAAGUCGUUCCCAUAAAUGCUCAAGAAGCGGAAGUGCCCUCUGCUGAAGCAAAGACGAUCAGUGAAGUACCCGCUCCCAAGGCGGUGGAUGAAGUCAUUCCUGUGAAUGCUCAGGAAGCAGAAGUGCCAACGUUGGUAGUGCAGCUUGGAGAACAGUCACCUGUUGGAGCACAGCCCUCCAUUUCUGGUGUAGCUGCUGGAAUCGUACCCGUACUUACAAAAGAUAUCGAAGUAGUACCCACUGAAACAGUGCAUCUGCCAGCGGAGGCGCGGACAACCGAAGAAGCGAAACCAGCUGCACCGAAAACAGUCGAAAAAGUUAUUCCCGUUCAUACUCAAGAAGGAGAAGUUUCUACCAUAGCCGUACAACUUGCAGGAGUACCUCAAGCGACAGAAGCCGUUGCCAUUCCAAAAUCUGUAGAAGAAGUAGUCCCCUUGACCAUCCACGAAGCGGAAACUCCUACUGCCACUGUUCAAAUGCCAGAAAAGCCUUCCACUGGGGAGGAGACGAAGAUUGAAGGUGCAUCAGUUGAGGUAACUGCAUUGCCAGCCAAGGAAUCGGAGGGAGGUGCCCAAAUGAUUGUGCCAUCCGAAGAAGUCCAAAAGAUAUCCCAAGAAUUCCGAAAGCAAGAAGAACGGCAGGAUGUUGGUGCCGAAGAAGUACCAGCUGUGCAAGAGACUGAAGUGCCAGCGCAACCACCAGUACCGCCACCACGAAAACUGCUCGACGAGAAAAAAGAGCAAGCAACAGAGCAACUCACUACUGAAUCUACGAUUAAGAUGAAAACGGCAACACCCGAAAUGGAAGAAAGUCAAGAAGAAGUUCGAACUGAUUUGCAUAUCGAAGGAGCAUCGGAUAAGGUGGCUACUGUCGAAAAACAGAUGGAAUCUGCUACUUUCGCAAAAGUCACACAUGCAAAGACGGAAAACAUCGUCGUCACUGCAAUUUCUCCAAUAGAGCAGUUUAGCGAAGAGUCUACAACCAUAGAUGCAAGGCGGCCAAAUGCUCAUUUCAGUCAUGCGGUCACUGUAGUAGAGCCUGAGGUCGUCCAACUCGGGCUUCAUUUGCCCGCACCAAGUGUUCCAUCGAUGAAGUUCAUCGACUUGGAGACAAUACUCCAACGACCUGGAACAUCAUCAAGCGCGAACACACUCAUUUCGUCGCCAGCAAGAGGCUCAGCAAACGCUGAACAUCGAAUCGUUGUUUUAGAGGGAACAUCGCAACAAUUCCAGCAUGCAAUGACGCUGAGCCUGAAAAAGGUUCAGCGUCUUGCUAUGGAAUCAGCGGAACCCUCAUUAUUCACUCAAAUAGAAGUCGUUAAGCCUAACGAGGCAAAAGAAGCAGUUGUCAGGAUAGAAGACGCCGAAAAAAUCAUUCCAGAUCUACUUCGGGUAGCAGCUGCAGCAUCCAAGCUAAAGCUCGAGAAUGUAACAGUCAGCCUGGUGAGGCAACCGGAUACUGCACAUCAUGAACUCGUGAUCGAAUACGAAAGCCAUAUAGAAGACAGCGCCGAAUUCAAUCUUUCUCAACUCAUUUACACUCAGCCUCAAGAGGAGGAAGAGACUCCAGAAGUUUGGUCGCGUCGUUCACGUUAUUCAGAAGUCGACGAGAAUGUCGUUGCUGUUUUCGUCGAGGUAGAUGCAAAUUGUCCGGACCAGAACGUUGAAAUAUUAGCUACUGUGAAUGCACCUCAAGAAGCGAGGGUCGCCAGCGAACGGACACCUUCGCCUGACAUUAUAGAGUUGUCGGAAUCAAUGACCGAAUCAUCUAAUGCUGCAGGGUUACAGCAACCUAAAUUUGUGCGAACCCUCACAGAUGGUAGUGCUGUUGUUGGGAAACCAGCCCAAUUCAAGUGUAUAGUUAGUGGUAUGCCUAUACCAGAUGUUCGGUGGUAUGUCGAUGGUGACGCUAUUCAACAUUCUCGGGAGUACGAUAUUGUAUAUGAAGAUGGUGUCUGUAUAUUACGAAUAAACGAAGUAUUACCCGAAGAUGAAGGAGAAUACAGUUGCGAGGCGUCAAAUACAGUAGGAAAAGCAGAAACGAAAUGCUUCCUGAAAGUGCUCGACGGUAACCGACAACAACGUUAUGUAGAACAUGCUCCUUCGAUAGUCGAGCUUGUCGACGAUCCGUUCGACUCGUUUGAUUCCUUUGAGUUUGAAGAGCAGAAGGCGAACAGGCUCUUCCCGGAUCCGGACUCACUCAGUCGCUCAUCGAUCACCUACAACUCGGAGUUCGACCUGUCGAGGAUCGCAAGCUACAACGAGAACAUGCUAGAAACAAACGCAUUCUAUAGGUAUUUUGACACAGCCGAAACCUCCACCACAUUGGUAGAAGGCGUGCUGCCUGUGAGAGUAUCUGCCACCUUGCAUGUUCCCUUUGCAAAGAGCCAGGGGGCAUAUGCAUAUCUUAAUGCAUAUUUUUCAAAAGCCGUCCCUACAGCCACUGCUUCAAGCGAAAUUCCCAUCAAAAUGGCUGAAGCUUGCAAUUUUUCCGUUGCAUCAUCCUCGCUGACCCAGUUGGAAAUUCUCGAUGAUCUUCAAACAUUGCUUUCCUCUAUCGAGAAAAGCUCCUUCACUGAAAGCGAGCAACAGCUUAUAGACGAACUGCGGGAGCCUAGGGAGGCAGACCUGCCUCUGAAAAUGUCCUACAAGGGUCAUGAAAUUACAGCCUCCACAAGCGAGGUAGAGAAAGAAGAAUUGGUGAGAAACAAAAAUGGCGAACUUGAAAUUGCUAAGAAGACGUGUCUGGAGACGUCUAUACAGUUCGAUGCAGAACUUGACAUAGCUCAGUCAAUCAAAAAGAUAUCCAGAGCUAUGCUAGAAACCGUGGAGGAUGAUGAGCCAGCAUUAAAUCUAGAUACCUUAGAUAACCAUAAAGAGGGUGUUUACGAUAAUUUGGUUCCCAUACGGAACUAUCCCUCUUCCGGCUAUGAUACAUUCAGCUCCAAGUCUCAAUAUGAACAGCAGCGAGCUCAGUCGACGAAACCAGCACCUCGCUUGCUAAUUGACGCAGGAAAAUCGGCUUCUGAAGGGUUCAGCAGCAAAGCAUUCGACCCUGAAUUCAUUAAUAAAAUGAAGGAGAUCGAGAGAAUUGCCCGUCAGGUUGACGCUGAACUCGGACAGAUCACUUCCCCUCAUCCGGUGGCGCCUUCGGGCGAAGAUGCAAAAGAAAUCGAAGACGCGAUUUUCAAAAUUUCCGACGAACUUUUGCACUCGCGUCCCAUAACAGAGGCGCAAGCAGAAGCUAGUGAGGAGUUACUCAGAACAACGCUAGCUGACAUGAUUUUGAACCCUACUAGAACAGCUGAGGAAGAAAUGGAACUGAUGAGGCGGCCUAUUAGGCUGCUAAAAAGAAAACUGUCGGACUUUGAAAACUCGCUAAUGGAAGAUGUGGAAGUGACAAAGAUCACUGAGCAGUCACUUGUACCAUCUGCGGUCAUAUCGCCUAUCGAAGAUGGCUCUGAUCUAAUUGCGAAAACUCGUGUGCCCAGCGCAGAUUACCUUAGAGUGACACCAUUAACAACGAACAUCAAGGAGCAAUUGUCGUGCCUUGAGGAGAUGAUAAAUAGCAUGGGUACUGAAGCCAUUGAAAGGGGCUCAAAGGAACAAACACCCUCUGAUUCGUCAAGGAGCGGUACUCGAAAGAAGCGUGAACUUCACGACCUGCUUGUGCAGAUAAAUAAUGAAAUGAACACGAUAAAGUCAUUCUGCAAAUCGAAGCUCUCCAAAAAAGGAACCGAUACCGUAGUGUCAGUACUUCAAAAGGUCAAAGCACAUGUGAAUAGCAUAGUAAAUGUAAUCUCGAUUUCAAAGAGGAAGCAGGAAACUCAAAAAUAUGAUGCGUACACAUCAUUGAAUUUGGAAUUCUUCCGUUCUCCAGCCAAAGAAAGGAUCGAUGCAAUCAUGUUCUACAAAAAGACCUCGCUAGAAUCUUCCAUGGUCCAACAGACGUCGACGGCUGCAUCAACUAGCGACGACACAUGGAGGUAUUCGACAGAGCUGAAAACAUCCAUCGAUAAAACUUCAGAAAGUAAAUCCGAGUCGAAAGCGGAACGAAAAUCGUCAGAGGAGACAUUGAAAGCUGAGCCUAUACCAAAACCGCCACCACGAAGACGACGCACUCAGAGCGCAGAGCCCGAGUGCGAGAGCAUUGACAUUCCUGUUCGCCCUCCAAGAAACAAGAAGAGUUUAGAAAAGCGCGAUCAUUCACUGGACAGCCGACUGAAGCCGGUUGAGAAGAAGAAAUCCGCGACUUUGCCACCUCCUGUGACACCCCCACGCAAGCCUAAAAGAUCCUUGGCGAGUGACACAAUCCACUUCUUGAGAAAUCUCGCCUGCACCAAAUCGCAGAAACAUUCUGAUGAGAUGAAGAAGCCCUUACUCAUGGAUCUUAGCCAGUCUGACAUUUCACAACAAAGUGAUGGUGUGGUGUCAGAGCCUGAUUGGGUUCAGUCUAAGGUAAAUGCUUCACUGAAGAGAGGCGCUGAGAAGGUCAAAGUCGACCACGAUAUUGACAUAGAGACCUCGAAAAGCUCGUACGAAACGGAAGUGACCCAAUCUGUGGAAAAGCCGAACACUGAGCAGAAGCCUACGGAGGAGCCGUUUGCGCAUGAAGAGAAUGUGCAGACUAACUUUGAAAGUAGCGUGGUCUCUGCCGGUUCUGCCUUACACUUCGAGGCAAACACAGUUGUAGACGUGCCAUUGCUAAGUGUCGUAACAAUCUCUGGAAACGUUCUAGCCGAUGAUGGCGCAACAUCUGUUCAGCUGCUGUGUGAGGAAUCUGACUAUGCAACUGACACUGAUACAUCGGCACUACUCCGAGGCACAGUACAGUUCUUCAAUAGAAACUCUCCAUUGGAAACACUACGGUCAAGUACUUCUCUCAGUGUUUCGCAAAGAAGCUCCAAGAUUCUUCCGGAUGCACCCGAAAACGAAACCGACGGCUGUGCAGAGAUCAGUGUCACUCUGGAUCUACGUAAGAGAUCACCAGUUGAUGUCGAAGAAGUUGUAACGCACCUAGCAAACCCAUCAGAAGUUCCAAAAUUAGACGAACAGGAUUCUUUGGCUGCCACAGGAUCCGCAAGAACCUCCACAGCAGACGAAACGAUCCAUCUUGUAGUGGAAGAGACUCUUCUGUCGCAAAUGGCUUCAUCAGCACCGACAGAUGACACUGGCAGAUCACUCACGUCCUCCCCUACCUCAAAGGGAGUAAUCAGAGAGACCGACAUUCUCAGUGAUGAAUCGGUGUCUGUAAUGACGGAAAUCAGUCAAAGCAUUACCGAUGCUGUGGACCAGACAUUCACUUUCGUCCGAGCAAAUGCAAGGAAGCGGCUCAUAGCGAUAGUUUACCUAGACAUCCGACAGUUUGCGCGAGCCAACAUUGCAGCCGAUAACACCUUUGAUGUUGAGAUUUUCCAAGAACCAGAGAAUUCGGCAUUGCUUAUCAAAGUAAUCGAAGAUCAAGUAGACUGCACGUCUCUCACCGGCGUAGAGGAGAGUACAGAAUUUGGUGGAGCUAUUACCUACGACGAAUUCAUGGAGAACAGCUCAAAUGAUGAAAAUGAUGAGACUAGAACAGGCAUCUCCAUAUCGAUAAUAGCAAGGAGUUUGCAUGAUGGCAUUUAUGCCUCGCUGGAGGAGAUACCUUGGGGAGAGGUGGAGAUGACUCUACCAGAGUGUGACACUAUGACUAAAAGUAUGGAAGAUGAGUCAAAGAACUCUGUACAGUUCAAUGUGACGGUAUCAGAAUCGAAUCCGGAUGAGAGGAAGUCGCUUCGUUCGCAGGUCUCGCUCACCCAUUCUCAAAAUUCAAUUUCGGAAAUUGAUAAUACGCUCAGCACUGGUAGCAUUAACAUUCCAAGCUAUGUUAUCAAGCUAGGAUCAACAGCGACGAUCACAUGUGAGCUCAACAAUUACCUACCAAAAGAUAGCAAAAUAGAAUGGUACAAGGGGAACUCGCAGAUCGAGAAAUGUCCUGGCAAACUGGAUCGCAUAAGCCAUGAUUUGCUCGAGGUGCUUAUAAUCAACGAUGUACAAAUGGAAGACAAUGAGUUAUACAGUCUCAAAGUCAAUGACGAUAUCUUCCCCGUGGCAUAUUUGAUUGUGGAGGGACCUUCAACGGAAGAUUUGGGGAGAAUACUCACUCCACCGCAGACACAGUUUGUGAUGGAGGGUCAGCCGACGGUCAUCAUGUGUCAAGUGAGCAAUCCAAGACAGGCGGUCGAGUGGUUGAAAGACCGAAAACCGCUAGAGGAGAGCUCCCGUUUGCAGCUGGAACUGUGCGAAGACGGCUGGAACCGCGUGGUGUUUCUGCAGACGAAAAUGUCGGAUCAGGGCACGUACUUCGCAGUGCUCGGUCAGCAUAGUGUAGCAAUAACCCUGGUUGUCGAAGAGCGUAUCGAUGAGAAGGAGGUCACAGUGGUCGCGUCAGGCACCGAGAGCGAGGAUGACGACGUUCAGGAGUAUCUCGUUCCGCCAGGAAGCACGGCCACAAUCGCUUGCGAGCUCGAGGACGGCGACCGCGUGCAUACCCUGAUUUGGCUCAAAAAUGGCCAACAAAUUAUCUUCACUGACCCCAAUAAAAUGGAGCAUGUCGUAAAUGGCCUUAAGCAUUAUCUUGUCAUCCAUGACACGUGCCCCAAGGAUUCCGGUGUCUACAGCGUUUCCAUUUCGAACACCGAAUUCCGUGUGGCUCAUUUGGUCGUGAAUGACUUGGCCACAUCUUCUCAAGCGGAGGAGCCGACUGAAGAGACGUUUGUACCAGCAGGUGCAAUAGCCACUAUCAAUUGUGAAACCAUCACAGAAGAGCACAAUAUCGAGUGGUUGAAGGAAGGAGAACGGAUCAACUUGAAUAGAGGUGAAGGCAAGGAACUCGAGAGCAGAUUCGUUGCUGAUGAUUCGGAGGAUGGUCAUCAUCAUUCCCUAACGAUAGUCUCAAUCGAACCAGCUGAUGCUGGCGAGUAUGGCGUCAUCAUCGAUGGUGUGUACACCAUUGUUACGAAGAUUGUCGUGACAGACUCGGAAGUUUUCACGCAAUCCAUUUUUGAAGAACCCGAAGUUGACGUCUGCUUGCAAAUGUACUCGGUGAAAGACACUGCAAGCGUAGAUAUGGGUGAAGCUGCUGUCCCGGGAGAAAAAGUGGUGAAAGAAAAAGCUUCUUUCACCACUCAGGAAGAUCAAAUAUUGGAAAGCGAAUUCGAGAUAGUCGACAUUCCUUAUGACGAUGAAAAGGAGAAAGAAAAGGAGGCUGCUCCGCAAGUUGAUGAAGCGGCUCGCGAAGCUGCUUUGGCGGUUGCAUCAGCAAUCAUGGAGAAUUUGCUGCAAGAAUCAUAUGUAGAGUACGGAGAAGUGCAACGAAGGGCCAGCGAUGCACAGAAGAAGGAAAGUGGAGCCACGACUCCAUUAUCCGAACAGUUUGAGGAAAUCGCCGAGAUCAACAUCGAACUUCCAACAUCUGACGAGGAGAUGCCGUCUCCUAUGGAGAAACAACAGCACGAAGAGACUUUGAUAGAACUUAGCUGCGAGGAACACGACUAUGUGAAGCUUUUGGUUGAGGAGUCUAUUGAUGCUGCUAUGAAAGAUUUAUCAGCUAUGUCUACUCUGCAAGAGGCUCAAGGUCCUUCGGCACCAUCAAUUCCUAUCGAACAACCAUCUGGAGCGCCAGAGGUACAAGUUGAAGAAGCCACAAAAGGUGAACCGACUCCAGCGCCAGAGCUUCUGAAGGCUCAUGCGGAAGAAGUAUUGGUUUCUUUGGAACUUCAUCGAGAUCAAACGAGCUAUUCAACAGAACUUUCCGUACCAAGAGCUAGGAAGUGCAAGCUGACUGUCUUCCUCACAUUUGAUGAAGGCUACGAUUCGUUGCCUAUCCAAGAAGUGCAACUUCAGAUUGAAUUGCAGAAGCCGCCACAGUCCGAGACCACCGAACAGAUACUGUCGCAGAUAAUGUACGAAGAUGAUGAAGCUUCGACGAUCGAUGACACAUUGACUUCAUUGUCAAGCAGCUGUCUUUAUACUCCACCGGACUUUGUGGAUCCUUUGAAGGAAACCUACGAGGUUCUUGAGAACACACGCGCUUUAUUGAAAGUGGUAGUAAAAGGAGUCCCUCUGCCACGGAUAUCAUGGUUUCUGAACGACAACAUCAUAAGACCAGAGAAGAACGUCGUGAACAUUGUGUGCGAGGAUGGCGUCAGCUUCUUGGAAAUAUACGAGUGUAGCGAAAGGUGGAAUGGCAUUCUUACCUGCGAAGCUACAAAUUCUGCCGGUUGUUGUAAAGUCUCAACGAUACUCUCAACCAUACGCGCAGAACCAACAGAACGCCCGGUAGAGAUUCACCUUACGAAUGUUCCCUGCCAAGCAGACACUGAAAUCACGCUACCAGGAGGAGAAAGUGGCGAUUUCGAAAAAGCUAUGUACAGAGUUGGGGAAGAAACCGAAAGACCUCCUUCUGUUUCCUGGUCGAUUUCACCUUCAGAAAGGAGCUUUUCUGAAACGAGCACGUCAUCAGCUGCAGGACAGAAACCUAGUUUUGUCCUCAGAAUGCCAGCGCAGAUCUAUACAAAGGUCAACGAGAACAUACAACUAAAGUGCGUUUUCUCCGGACAACCUCUUCCGGCUGUUACUUGGGAAAAAGAUGGAAAUCUUGUCGAUUUGAACAAGAACUAUACGAUCGUUACUGAAGAUGGCAUAACAAUGCUACGGUUGGAGUGCACAAGUUUGGAUGAUAAUGCGAUAUUCUCUUGCACAAUAGCUAACAGUUUUGGUAUGACAACAACGCAAUGCAAAGUGAUAGUUGAAGAUGAUGUACUUGUCCACAAAUCAGUGGGAACCAGAGUGAUUUGCGAUCGCGAAAGCGAAAGCGCUGAUAUACAAGCAGUGCUCAAUACAACUUCGCAAUCUCAAACACAAUUGUCACUAUUCGCUACUCCGUCACAGGAGAUGAAAGAUGAAGCAGAGGAAGAACUAUUUUCUUCUUCAACAUCAUCAGCCGGAGAAGCGCCUCGCUUCGUUCUACCUCUUGAAAACGGUUCUUUCAAAGGAAACAAAUGUGAUCUCAAAUGUAUAGUCACGGCUACGCCUUUAGCUGAAGUAGAAUGGAGCGUUAACGAUGAGCACGUGUCCGAAGAUUCGAGCCAUCAUGUGAUAUACGAAGACGGAAUUGCCAUCCUACAGAUUCGCAAUAUAUCAUACGACGAGCUCAGAGUAUCCUGCUCUGCUUCAAACACUUAUGGAACAACCGUAACCAAAUGUCAACUCACAAGAACUACUCCUGAAGAGGAUAUCUCUGAGAGAGGACAGAAACCCUACUUUAUUCUACCUCUUAAAGACAUUGUGACAUACGAGCGCGCAGUCCAGCUGAAAUGCGUCGUAUGCGGAGAACCAACGCCAACGGUGACAUGGUUUGUGGACGAUGUACAGUUACAAGAAGGGACUGAACAGGCGAUAUAUGAGGAUGGAGUGGCAAUACUGUUACUGGAACUUCGCGAAAAAGACGAAACUAGGAUAACGUGUGUAGCUCAAAACGAAAUGGGAAGCUGCACGACUACUGCAAAGGUCACCGUCCAAACCAAUGAGGAGGAAAUGACACUGUCAGAGGGAAAACCUGGACCUGGGAGCAAGCCAUUAUCUCUUGGAGGUACCGAACAUAACGAAAAGUUUUCCUCUGCCAUUGACAGGCCUGGGUCUUACGACGAAAAGUUUGCAGCACCUGAGGAAAAAUACGAAUGUGAAACACAAGAAAAAACAAAAAAGCAGACACUUCAGGAAAGGGAACAAAGAGAUGAGAUUUCCACAACCCCGCCAACUACAGUCGUGCAAAAAGCUCAUGCGAAACCUGGGGAAAUACCCGAGAAGAAGGAGGAAGAGAAGCUCAAGGAAGAGGCUGUUGCGAAGAAAAAAGUGCUCGCAGAGGCGAUGGUCACCGCCGAAGUAGAGCUUGCUAAACAGGAGUCACACUCUGGCCUUGAGAUUGAUCUUGUCGUCAAUAUCUUUGAAAGUCUCACUUCUACUGUCACCUCGCCUAAGAAGAAGGCCAAAGUUGCAGAAAAACCAAUUGAAGAGAAGGCAAGGGAAGAGCUCAAGCCCAAGGAAGAGGAAGAGGUCGAGCCUAAGGAAGAGGCCAAGAAGAAGAAGGAAGAGAAGCCCAAGGAAGAUGUCAAGCCUAAAGAAGAAGAGAAACCAAAGGAAGAUCUCAAGCCUAAGGAAGAGGUGAAACCCAAGGAAGAGGCCAAGAAGAAGAAGGAGGAGAAACCCAAGGAAGAAGUCAAGCCUAAAGAAGAGGAGAAGCCAAAGGAAGAGCUCCAGCCUAAGGAAGAAGUGAAGCCCAAGGAAGAGGCCAAGAAGAAGAAGGAAGAGAAACCCAAGGAAGAUGUCAAGCCUAAAGAAGAGGAGAAACCAAAGGAAGAGCUCAAGCCUAAGGAAGAGGUGAAACCCAAGGAAGAGGCCAAGAAGAAGAAGGAAGAGAAGCCCAAGGAAGAGGUCAAGCCCAAAGAAGAGAAACCAAAAGAAGAGCUCAAGCCUAAGGAAGAGGUGAAAAACAAGGAAGAGGCCAAGAAGAAGAAGGAGGAGAAACCCAAGGAAGAAGUCAAGCCUAAAAAAGAAGAGAAACCAAAGGAAGAGCUCAAGCCUAAGGAAGAGGUGAAACCCAAGGAAGAGGCCAAGAAGAAGAAGGAGGAGAAACCCAAGGAAGAAGUCAAGCCUAAAGAAGAGGAGAAGCCAAAGGAAGAACUAAAGCCUAAGGAAGAGGUGAAACCCAAGGAAGAGGCCAAGAAGAAGAAGGAGGAGAAGCCCAAGGAAAAAGUCAAGCCUAAAGAAGAAGAGAAACCAAAGGAAGAGCUCAAGCCUAAGGAAGAGGUGAAACCCAAGGAAGAGGCCAAGAAGAAGAAGGAGGAGAAACCCAAGGAAGAAGUCAAGCCUAAAGAAGACGAGAAGCCAAAGGAAGAGCUCCAGCCUAAGGAAGAAGUGAAGCCCAAGGAAGAGGCCAAGAAGAAGAAGGAGGAGAAACCCAAGGAAGAAGUCAAGCCUAAAGAAGAGGAGAAACCAAAGGAAGAGCUCAAGCCUAAGGAAGAGGUGAAACCCAAGGAAGAGGCCAAGAAGAAGAAGGAAGAGAAGCCCAAGGAAGAGGUCAAGCCCAAAGAAGAGAAACCAAAAGAAGAGCUCAAGCCUAAGGAAGAGGUGAAACCCAAGGAAGAGGCCAAGAAGAAGAAGGAGGAGAAACCCAAGGAAGAAGUCAAGCCUAAAGAAGAAGAGAAACCAAAGGAAGAGCUCAAGCUUAAGGAAGAGGUGAAACCCAAGGAAGAGGCCAAGAAGAAGAAGGAGGAGAAACCCAAGGAAGAAGUCAAGCCUAAAGAAGAAGAGAAACCAAAGGAAGAGCUCAAGCUUAAGGAAGAGGUGAAACCCAAGGAAGAGGCCAAGAAGAAGAAGGAGGAGAAACCCAAGGAAGAGGUCAAGCCCAAAGAAGAAGAGAAACCAAAGGAAGAGCUCAAGCCUAAGGAAGAGGAAGAGGUCGAGCCUAAGAAAGAGGCCAAGAAGAAGAAGGAAGAGAAGCCCAAGGAAGAUGUCAAGCCUAAAGAAGAAGAGAAACCAAAGGAAGAGCUCAAGCCUAAGGAAGAGGUGAAACCCAAGGAAGAGGCCAAGAAGAAGAAGGAGGAGAAACCCAAGGAAGAAGUCAAGCCUAAAGAAGAAGAGAAACCAAAGGAAGAGCUCAAGCCUAAGGAAGAGGUGAAACCCAAGGAAGAGGCCAAGAAGAAGAAGGAGGAGAAACCCAAGGAAGAAGUCAAGCCUAAAGAAGAGGAGAAGCCAAAGGAAGAACUAAAGCCUAAGGAAGAGGUGAAACCCAAGGAAGAGGCCAAGAAGAAGAAGGAGGAGAAGCCCAAGGAAAAAGUCAAGCCUAAAGAAGAAGAGAAACCAAAGGAAGAGCUCAAGCCUAAGGAAGAGGUGAAACCCAAGGAAGAGGCCAAGAAGAAGAAGGAGGAGAAACCCAAGGAAGAAGUCAAGCCUAAAGAAGAGGAGAAGCCAAAGGAAGAACUAAAGCCUAAGGAAGAGGUGAAACCCAAGGAAGAGGCCAAGAAGAAGAAGGAGGAGAAGCCCAAGGAAAAAGUCAAGCCUAAAGAAGAAGAGAAACCAAAGGAAGAGCUCAAGCCUAAGGAAGAGGUGAAACCCAAGGAAGAAGCCAAGAAGAAGAAGGAGGAGAAACCCAAGGAAGAAGUGAAGCCUAAAGAAGAGGAGAAGCCAAAGGAAGAGGUGAAACCCAAGCAAGAAGCCAAGAAGAAGAAGGAGGAGAAUCCCAAGGAGGAGCUCGUAGUAAAGAAGAAGGAGCUAGCCGAGGCAACAGUCAGCGCCGAAGUAGAGCUUGCUAAGAAGGAGUCUCGAUCUGGUCUUGAAAUUGAGCUUGUCGUUAACAUCUUCGAGAGCCUCACUUCUACUGUCACCUCACCUAAGAAGAAGGCCAAAGUCACAGAAAAACUAAUAGAAGAGAAGCCCAAGGAAGAGGUCAAGCCUAAGGAAGAGGCCAAGAAGAAGAAGGAAGAGAAGCCCAAGGAAGAAGUCAAGCCUAAAGAAGAGGAGAAACCAAAGGAAGAGCUCAAGCCUAAGGAGGAGGUAAAACCCAAGGAAGAGGCUAAGAAGAAGAAGGAAGAGAAGCCCAAGGAAGAAUUCAAGCCUAAAGAAGAGGAGAAACCAAAGGAAGAGGCCAAGAAGAAGAAGGAGGAGAAACCCGAGGAAGAAGUGAAACCUAAAGAAGAAGAGAAGCCAAAGGAAGAACUAAAGCCUAAGGAAGAGGUAAAACCCAAGGAAGAGGCUAAGAAGAAGAAGGAGGAGAAACCCAAGGAAGAGGUCAAGCCUAAGGAAGAGGCGAAACCCAAGGAAGAGGCCAAGAAGAAGAAGGAGGAGAAACCCAAGGAGGAGCUCGUAGUAAAGAAGAAGGAGCUAGCCGAGGCAACAGUCAGCGCCGAAGUAGAGCUUGCUAAGAAGGAGUCUCGAUCUGGUCUUGAAAUUGAGCUUGUCGUUAACAUCUUCGAGAGCCUCACUUCUACUGUCACCUCACCUAAGAAGAAGGCCAAAGUCACAGAAAAACUAAUAGAAGAGAAGCCCAAGGAAGAGGUCAAGCCUAAGGAAGAGGCCAAGAAGAAGAAGGAAGAGAAGCCCAAGGAAGAAGUCAAGCCUAAAGAAGAGGAGAAACCAAAGGAAGAGCUCAAGCCUAAGGAGGAGGUAAAACCCAAGGAAGAGGCUAAGAAGAAGAAGGAAGAGAAGCCCAAGGAAGAAUUCAAGCCUAAAGAAGAGGAGAAACCAAAGGAAGAGGCCAAGAAGAAGAAGGAGGAGAAACCCAAGGAAGAAGUCAAGCCUAAAGAAGAGGAGAAACCAAAGGAAGAGCUCAAGCCUAAGGAAGAGGUGAAACCCAAGGAAGAGGCCAAGAAGAAGAAGGAGGAGAAGCCCAAGGAAGAAGUCAAGCCUAAAGAAGGGGAGAAACCAAAGGAAGAGCUCAAGCCUAAGGAAGAGGUGAAACCCAAGGAAGAGGCCAAGAAGAAGAAGGAGGAGAAACCCAAGGAAGAACUGAAGCCUAAGGAAGAGGCGAAACCCAAGGAAGAGGCCAAGAAGAAGAAGGAGGAGAAACCCAAGGAGGAGCUCAUAGUAAAGAAGAAGGAGCUAGCCGAGGCAACAGUCAGCGCCGAAGUAGAACUUGCUAAGAAGGAGUCUCGAUCUGGUCUUGAAAUUGAGCUUGUCGUUAACAUCUUCGAGAGCCUCACUUCUACUGUCACCUCACCUAAGAAGAAGGCCAAAGUCACAGAAAAAUUAAUAGAAGAGAAGCCCAAGGAAGAGGUCAAGCCCAAGGAAGAGGCCCAGAAGAAGAAGGAAGAGAAACCCAAGGAAGAAGUCAAGCCUAAAGAAGAGGAGAAACCAAAGGAAGAGCUCAAGCCUAAGGAAGAGGUGAAACCCAAGGAAGAGGCCAAGAAGAAGAAGGAGGAGAAACCCAAGGAAGAAGUCAAGCCUAAAGAAGAGGAGAAACCAAAGGAAGAGCUCAAGCCUAAGGAAGAGGUAAAACCCAAGGAAGAGGCUAAGAAGAAGAAGGAAGAGAAGCCCAAGGAAGAAUUCAAGCCUAAAGAGGAAGAGAAACCAAAGGAAGAGCUCAAGCCUAAGGAAGAGGUGAAACCCAAAGAAGAGACCAAAAAGAAGAAGGAGGAGAAACCCAAGGAAGAAGUCAAGCCUAAAGAAGAGGAGAAACCAAAGGAAGAGCUCAAGCCUAAGGAAGAGGUGAAACCCAAGGAAGAGGCCAAGAAGAAGAAGGAGGAGAAACCCAAGGAAGAAGUCAAGCCUAAAGAAGAGGAGAAACCAAAGGAAGAGCUCAAGCCUAAGGAAGAGGUGAAACCCAAGGAAGAGGCCAAGAAGAAGAAGGAGGAGAAACCCAAGGAAGAACUGAAGCCUAAGGAAGAGGUGAAACCCAAGGAAGAGGCCAAGAAGAAGAAGGAGGAGAAACCCAAGGAAGAAGUCAAGCCUAAAGAAGAGGAGAAACCAAAGGAAGAGCUCAAGCCUAAGGAAGAGGUGAAACCCAAAGAAGAGACCAAAAAGAAGAAGGAGGAGAAACCCAAGGAAGAAUUCAAGCCUAAAGAAGAGGAGAAACCAAAGGAAGAGCUCAAGCCUAAGGAAGAGGUGAAACCCAAGGAAGAGGCCAAGAAGAAGAAGGAGGAGAAACCCAAGGAAGAAGUCAAGCCUAAAGAAGAGGAGAAACCAAAGGAAGAGCUCAAGCCUAAGGAAGAGGUGACACCCAAGGAAGAGGCCAAGAAGAAGAAGGAGGAGAAACCCAAGGAAGAAGUCAAGCCUAAAGAAGAGGAGAAACCAAAGGAAGAGCUCAAGCCUAAGGAAGAGGUGAAACCCAAGGAAGAGGCCAAGAAGAAGAAGGAGGAGAAACCCAAGGAAGAAGUCAAGCCUAAAGAAGAGGAGAAACCAAAGGAAGAGCUCAAGCCUAAGGAAGAGGUGAAACCCAAGGAAGAGGCCAAGAAGAAGAAGGAGGAGAAACCCAAGGAAGAACUGAAGCCUAAGGAAGAGGUGAAACCCAAGGAAGAGGCCAAGAAGAAGAAGGAGGAGAAACCCAAGGAAGAAGUCAAGCCUAAAGAAGAGGAGAAACCAAAGGAAGAGCUCAAGCCUAAGGAAGAGGUGAAACCCAAAGAAGAGACCAAAAAGAAGAAGGAGGAGAAACCCAAGGAAGAAGUCAAGCCUAAAGAAGAGGAGAAACCAAAGGAAGAGCUCAAGCCUAAGGAAGAGGUGAAACCCAAGGAAGAGGCCAAGAAGAAGAAGGAGGAGAAACCCAAGGAAGAACUGAAGCCUAAGGAAGAGGUGAAACCCAAGGAAGAGGCCAAGAAGAAGAAGGAGGAGAAACCCAAGGAAGAAGUCAAGCCUAAAGAAGAGGAGAAACCAAAGGAAGAGCUCAAGCCUAAGGAAGAGGUGAAACCCAAAGAAGAGACCAAAAAGAAGAAGGAGGAGAAACCCAAGGAAGAAGUCAAGCCUAAAGAAGAGGAGAAACCAAAGGAAGAGCUCAAGCCUAAGGAAGAGGUGAAACCCAAGGAAGAGGCCAAGAAGAAGAAGGAGGAGAAACCCAAGGAAGAAGUCAAGCCUAAAGAAGAGGAGAAACCAAAGGAAGAGCUCAAGCCUAAGGAAGAGGUGAAACCCAAGGAAGAGGCCAAGAAGAAGAAGGAGGAGAAACCCAAGGAAGAACUGAAGCCUAAGGAAGAGGUGAAACCCAAGGAAGAGGCCAAGAAGAAGAAGGAGGAGAAACCCAAGGAAGAAGUCAAGCCUAAAGAAGAGGAGAAACCAAAGGAAGAGCUCAAGCCUAAGGAAGAGGUAAAACCCAAGGAAGAGGCUAAGAAGAAGAAGGAAGAGAAGCCCAAGGAAGAAUUCAAGCCUAAAGAAGAGGAGAAACCAAAGGAAGAGCUCAAGCCUAAGGAAGAGGUGAAACCCAAGGAAGAGGCCAAGAAGAAGAAGGAGGAGAAACCCAAGGAAGAAGUCAAGCCUAAAGAAGAGGAGAAACCAAAGGAAGAGCUCAAGCCUAAGGAAGAGGUGAAACCCAAGGAAGAGGCCAAGAAGAAGAAGGAGGAGAAACCCAAGGAAGAAGUCAAGCCUAAAGAAGAGGAGAAACCAGAGGAAGAGCUCAAGCCUAAGGAAGAGGUAAAACCCAAGGAAGAGGCUAAGAAGAAGAAGGAAGAGAAGCCCAAGGAAGAAUUCAAGCCUAAAGAAGAGGAGAAACCAAAGGAAGAGCUCAAGCCUAAGGAAGAGGUGAAACCCAAGGAAGAGGCCAAGAAGAAGAAGGAGGAGAAACCCAAGGAAGAAGUCAAGCCUAAAGAAGAGGAGAAACCAAAGGAAGAGCUCAAGCCUAAGGAAGAGGUAAAACCCAAGGAAGAGGCUAAGAAGAAGAAGGAAGAGAAGCCCAAGGAAGAAUUCAAGCCUAAAGAGGAAGAGAAACCAAAGGAAGAGCUCAAGCCUAAGGAAGAGCUGAAACCCAAGGAAGAGGCCAAGAAGAAGAAGGAGGAGAAACCCAAGGAAGAAGUCAAGCCUAAAGAAGAGGAGAAACCAAAGGAAGAGCUCAAGCCUAAGGAAGAGGUGAAACCCAAGGAAGAGGCCAAGAAGAAGAAGGAGGAGAAACCCAAGGAAGAAGUCAAGCCUAAAGAAGAGGAGAAACCAAAGGAAGAGCUCAAGCCUAAGGAAGAGCUGAAACCCAAGGAAGAGGCCAAGAAGAAGAAGGAGGAGAAACCCAAGGAAGAACUGAAGCCUAAGGAAGAGGUGAAACCCAAGGAAGAGGCCAAGAAGAAGAAGGAGGAGAAACCCAAGGAGGAGCUCAUAGUAAAGAAGAAGGAGCUAGCCGAGGCAACAGUCAGCGCCGAAGUAGAGCUUGCUAAGAAGGAGUCUCGAUCUGGUCUUGAAAUUGAGCUUGUCGUUAACAUCUUCGAGAGCCUCACUUCUACUGUCACCUCACCUAAGAAGAAGGCCAAAGUCACAGAAAAAUUAAUAGAAGAGAAGCCCAAGGAAGAGAUCAAGCCCAAGGAAGAGGCCCAGAAGAAGAAGGAAGAGAAACCCAAGGAAGAAGUCAAGCCUAAAGAAGAGGAGAAACCAAAGGAAGAGCUCAAGCCUAAGGAAGAGGUGAAACCCAAGGAAGAGGCCAAGAAGAAGAAGGAGGAGAAACCCAAGGAAGAAGUCAAGCCUAAAGAAGAGGAGAAACCAGAGGAAGAGCUCAAGCCUAAGGAAGAGGUAAAACCCAAGGAAGAGGCUAAGAAGAAGAAGAAAGAGAAGCCCAAGGAAGAAUUCAAGCCUAAAGAAGAGGAGAAACCAAAGGAAGAGCUCAAGCCUAAGGAAGAGGUGAAACCCAAGGAAGAGGCCAAGAAGAAGAAGGAGGAGAAACCCAAGGAAGAAGUCAAGCCUAAAGAAGAGGAGAAACCAAAGGAAGAGCUCAAGCCUAAGGAAGAGGUGAAACCCAAGGAAGAGGCCAAGAAGAAGAAGGAGGAGAAACCCAAGGAGGAGCUCAUAGUAAAGAAGAAGGAGCUAGCCGAGGCAACAGUCAGCGCCGAAGUAGAGCUUGCUAAGAAGGAGUCUCGAUCUGGUCUUGAAAUUGAGCUUGUCGUUAACAUCUUCGAGAGCCUCACUUCUACUGUCACCUCACCUAAGAAGAAGGCCAAAGUCACAGAAAAAUUAAUAGAAGAGAAGCCCAAGGAAGAGAUCAAGCCCAAGGAAGAGGCCCAGAAGAAGAAGGAAGAGAAACCCAAGGAAGAAGUCAAGCCUAAAGAAGAGGAGAAACCAAAGGAAGAGCUCAAGCCUAAGGAAGAGGUGAAACCCAAGGAAGAGGCCAAGAAGAAGAAGGAGGAGAAACCCAAGGAAGAAGUCAAGCCUAAAGAAGAGGAGAAACCAGAGGAAGAGCUCAAGCCUAAGGAAGAGGUAAAACCCAAGGAAGAGGCUAAGAAGAAGAAGGAAGAGAAGCCCAAGGAAGAAUUCAAGCCUAAAGAAGAGGAGAAACCAAAGGAAGAGCUCAAGCCUAAGGAAGAGGUGAAACCCAAGGAAGAGGCCAAGAAGAAGAAGGAGGAGAAACCCAAGGAAGAAGUCAAGCCUAAAGAAGAGGAGAAACCAGAGGAAGAGCUCAAGCCUAAGGAAGAGGUAAAACCCAAGGAAGAGGCUAAGAAGAAGAAGGAAGAGAAGCCCAAGGAAGAAUUCAAGCCUAAAGAAGAGGAGAAACCAAAGGAAGAGCUCAAGCCUAAGGAAGAGGUAAAACCCAAGGAAGAGGCCAAGAAGAAGAAGGAGGAGAAACCCAAGGAAGAAGUCAAGCCUAAAGAAGAGGAGAAACCAAAGGAAGAGCUCAAGCCUAAGGAAGAGGUGAAACCCAAGGAAGAGGCCAAGAAGAAGAAGGAGGAGAAACCCAAGGAAGAAGUCAAGCCUAAAGAAGAGGAGAAACCAGAGGAAGAGCUCAAGCCUAAGGAAGAGGUAAAACCCAAGGAAGAGGCUAAGAAGAAGAAGGAAGAGAAGCCCAAGGAAGAAUUCAAGCCUAAAGAAGAGGAGAAACCAAAGGAAGAGCUCAAGCCUAAGGAAGAGGUGAAACCCAAGGAAGAGGCCAAGAAGAAGAAGGAGGAGAAACCCAAGGAAGAAGUCAAGCCUAAAGAAGAGGAGAAACCAAAGGAAGAGCUCAAGCCUAAGGAAGAGGUAAAACCCAAGGAAGAGGCUAAGAAGAAGAAGGAAGAGAAGCCCAAGGAAGAGGUCAAGCCCAAAGAAGAGAAACCAAAGGAAGAGCUCAAGCCUAAGGAAGAGGUGAAACCCAAGGAAGAGGCCAUGAAGAAGAAGGAGGAGAAACCCAAGGAAGAAGUCAAGCCUAAAGAAGAGGAGAAGCCAAAGGAAGAGCUGAAGCCUAAGGAAGAGGUGAAACCCAAGGAAGAGGCCAAGAAGAAGAAGGAGGAGAAACCCAAGGAAGAAGUCAAGCCUAAAGAAGAGGAGAAACCAAAGGAAGAGCUCAAGCCUAAGGAAGAGGUGAAACCCAAGGAAGAGGCCAAGAAGAAGAAGGAGGAGAAACCCAAGGAAGAAGUCAAGCCUAAAGAAGACGAGAAAGCAAAGGAAGAGCUCAAGCCUAAGGAAGAGGUGAAACCGAAGGAAGAGGCCAAGAAGAAGAAGGAAGAGAAGCCCAAGGAAGAGGUCAAGCCCAAAGAAGAGAAACCAAAGGAAGAGCUCAAGCCUAAGGAAGAGGUGAAACCCAAGGAAGAGGCCAAGAAGAAGAAGGAGGAGAAACCCAAAGAGGAAGUCAAGCCUAAAGAAGAGGAGAAAGCAAAGGAAGAGCUCAAGCCUAAGGAAGAGGUGAAACCGAAGGAAGAGGCCAAGAAGAAGAAGAAGGAAGAGAAGCCCAAGGAAGAGGUCAAGCCUAAAGAAGAGGAGAAACCAAAGGAAGAGCUCAAGCCUAAGGAAGAGGUAAAACCCAAGGAAGAGGCUAAGAAGAAGAAGGAAGAGAAGCCCAAGGAAGAAUUCAAGCCUAAAGAGGAAGAGAAACCAAAGGAAGAGCUCAAGCCUAAGGAAGAGAUCAAGCAUAAGGAAGAGGUGAAACCCAAGGAAGAGGCCAAGAAGAAGGAGGAGAAACCCAAGGAAGAAGUCAAGCCUAAAGAAGAAGAGAAACCAAAGGAAGAGCUCAAGCCUAAGGAAGAGCUCAAGCCUAAGGAAGAGCUCAAGCCUAAGGAAGAGGUGAAACCCAAGGAAGAGGCCAAGAAGAAGAAGGAGGAGAAACCCAAGGAAGAAGUCAAGCCCAAAGAAGAGAAACCAAAGGAAGAGCUCAAGCCUAAGGAAGAGGUGAAACCCAAGGAAGAGACCAAGAAGAAGAAGGAGGAGAAACCCAAGGAAGAAGUCAAGCCCAAAGAAGAGAAACCAAAGGAAGAGCUCAAGCCUAAGGAAGAGGUGAAACCCAAGGAAGAGACCAAGAAGAAGAAGGAGGAGAAACCCAAGGAAGAAGUCAAGCCUAAAGAAGAAGAGAAACCAAAGGAAGAGCUCAAGCCUAAGGAAGAGGUACCCAAGGAAGAGGCCAAGAAGAAGGAAAAGAAACCCAAGGAAGAGGUCACAGUUUCGGUAUCUAACGCGUUUUCCUCGGCCGUAAUUGCUGAAGAUGAUUGCCUCUUUUACAUGAAAAGUGCUCGUGUACUGCGCGAGGGUGUUUCUCUAUGCGAGCCAACAUAUGUGGAUAUAGCUGUCUCAUUUUCUCUAGUGAAACAGAGAACAGAAAAGAUAGGAAUCGGUGUUAUUUUCGAAAGAAAAGGAACUACUGAAAAGUCUCCUGAGGACAAAGAAGGGAACGUUGCCCUUACUGAUGUGAUGGAAAUGGUCAAUAUUCCUCAAGAGGACACGAAAAAGAGGCGUAAGAAGAAGAAGAAAGGUACUAAGCGAGAAAAAGUGGAGAUCAAAGUCACUCCGUCUGAGGACCAAGAGGAUGGACAAAUUCAGCGCGCUCCUGCAAAGAAAGAGUUACUUGAAGUGAAUAUCGCGCGGAAGAGGACACUGUCAGGCAACAACGAGAUCUAUGUCGACAUCGAGAUCGAAGCUGGAGAAGAAAGCGCAAAGACAGAUGCGCUCAUCGACCUAAACUUCUACGAUUAUGAUGAGAACAGUCUCAGCUUGUCUGGCUACGAGACAGAGGAGAUCGAAGCUGACGUACUUCUGGAUUCGCUUUCCGAAGAAGACUUCAUCGAUGCAUUUGCUCCAACUCCCGCCGCUCAGGAAGUCACAACAACAGUGCAAAUUCCUUCCGCGGCUACAUCUGUAUCUCGUCUAAUAGAAGAGUACAAAAUGCAGGCGACGGAAGAAGUUGAGUUUGUCACUACUGCUCCCAACAAAGAAGCUGUCGAGGAAACGUUUACCCUUCGACGCAAAGAAGAAGUUCCCGCAGAACUUGAAGCUGAAACGAAACAACAAAUUGUACGCCAUCCACAGCCUACUGAAUGGAGGAAUCUCAAGGAAUCUGUGACACUUACUUGCACAGCUAAGAAUCAAAUUGAUCAGGCGUCGUGGUUCAAGAACGGAAUGAAAGUCGAAUCCAACGACUUCAUUUCGAUAGAAACAGAAGGAACGGAGACCAAAAUCACUCUAAGACAGUUCAAUCCGUACUACAUUGGCGUUUACCAUGUCGUCGUUGAUGAUGUUGGAAGUCAACCGGCACGGAUUUCCGCAAAUAUCGCACCGACUUUGGAGAGCAAACUCCCCUCCGAAAUUGUUCACAGAAUUGGAGUUCCACUGGAUCUGCACUUCACUUACGCUGCUUAUCCUGCCCCUCAAGUGAGGAUACAGCAUGAAAAUACUGCCGUUACUCUAUUAGCAGAUAUCGACCAGUAUGAGGAUUCCAUUUCCAUAAGGGUUAAAAAUCUCAAAAAAGAAGAUGAGGGAACCGUACGUAUCUAUUUGUCAAACGAAUAUGGCGACGUCGAGAUGACAUUUGAUCUUCAACUCGUCGACACACCGUUAGCACCUCGAAACGCGCACGUUACUGAACUGACGCCUACGACAGUGACGAUAGAAUGGAGCAGCCCUGAUGAAGAUGAGAGCGACGUUAUACACUAUGUUGUGGAAAGAAGAAUGGCAGAAAGCAGAAGAUGGAGAAAGAUGACCAAAACUACGGAAAAAGUGUACCAUGGCACUGACCUUGUUUCAAAUGAAUUCUACUCCUACAGAAUACUGGCUGUCAACGCCUACGGAGAGGGUCUGCCAAGUAAUGUGGUGGAAGUUGACGUGCCUCCCGAAAUUGACGAGGACUUCUUACCAGCAGAGUUACCUGUGGAUGACGAAUUGAAAGACAUCAACAAAUUAAUAGAGGAGCUCAAGUCAGAAGAGGAAAGAAUGAAGCCCGAGGAGAAAGAGGAAGCAAAGCGAGUUGAGGAUAAGCCCAACGAAAGGGAGGUUCUGGAAGAGAAGUCAGUGAACAAAGAUGAGCCAAAGGAUGAAGUGAAGCCAUUUGAAGAGGUCGGCGCCGAGGAGCUGAAAACAGCUGAAGAGAGACCUGAAGGAAAGCCUGUAGAAAAGCAUAAGAAGAAAAAGAAGGAAGAAAGGCUAACAGGAGAGCCAGCUGAAGAAGUUAAGCCAGCUGAGGAAGUCAAGGCAGCUGAAGAGGUCAAGCCUGCAGAAGAAGCGAAGCCUGUUGAGAAGCCAAAGAAGAAGAAGGAAGAGAAACCGAAGGAAGAAGUUAAGACACCUGAGGAAGUCAAGCCUGCCGAAGAGGUCAAGCCUGCAGAAGAAGUGAAGCCUGCUGAGAAGCCAAGGAAGAAGAAGGAAGAGAAGCCGAAGGAAGAAGUUAAGCCAGCUGAGGAAGUCAAGGCAGCUGAAGAGGUCAAGCCUGCAGAAGAAGCGAAGCCUGUUGAGAAGCCAAAGAAGAAGAAGGAAGAGAAACCGAAGGAAGAAGUUAAGACACCUGAGGAAGUCAAGCCUGCAGAAGAAGUGAAGCCUGCUGAGAAGCCAAGGAAGAAGAAGGAAGAGAAGCCGAAGGAAGAAGUUAAGCCAGCUGAGGAAGUCAAGGCAGCUGAAGAGGUCAAGCCUGUAGAAGAAGUUAAGCCUGUUGAGAAGCCAAAGAAGAAGAAGGAAGAGAAGCCGAAGGAAGAAGUUAAGCCAGCUGAGGAAGUCAAGGCAGCUGAAGAGGUCAAGCCUGUAGAAGAAGUGAAGCCUGUUGAGAAGCCAAAGAAGAAGAAGGAAGAGAAACCGAAGGAAGAAGUUAAGACACCUGAGGAAGUCAAGCCUGCCGAAGAGGUCAAGCUUGCAGAAGAAGUGAAGCCUGUUGAGAAGCCAAAGAAGAAGAAGGAAGAGAAACCGAAGGAAGAAGUUAAGGCUGAGGAAGUCAAGGCAGCUGAAGAGGUCAAAGCUGCAGAAGAAGUGAAGCCUGUUGAGAAGCCAAAGGAAGAAGUUAGACUAGCUGAAGAGAUGGAUGACGAAAUGAAGGAGAUCAACGACUUAAUAGAAGAGCUCAAGUUAGAAGAGGAAAGAAAGAAGCCCGAGGAGAAAGAGCAAGCAAAGCGAGUUGAAGAUAAGCCCGACGAAAGGGAGGUUCUGGAAGAGAAGUCGGAGAACAAAGAUGAGCCAAUGCAUGAAGUGAAGCUAUUUGAAGAGGUUGGCGCCGAGCAGUUGAAACCAGCUGGAGAAGAGAGACCUGAAGAAAAGCCUGUAGAGAAGCGUAAGAAGAAAAAGAAGGAAGAAAGGCUACCAGGAGACGACAAGACAGAAGAAGCUAGGUCAGCUGAAGAAGUCAAGUCAGCUGAGGAGGUCAAGCCAGCUGAAGAAGUCAAGCCUGCAGAGAAACUCAAGAAGAGGGAGGAAAAGCCGAAGGAAGAAGUUAAGCCAGCUGAGGAAGUCAAGCCAGCUGAGGAAGUCAAGCCUGCAGAGAAACCUAAGAAGAAGAAGGAAGAGAAGCCGAAGGAAGAAGUCAAGCCAACUGAGGAAGUCAAACCAGCUGAAGAGGUCAAGCCUGCAGAGAAACUCAAGAAGAGGGAAGAAAAGCCAAAGGAAGAAGUCAAGCCAGCUGAGGAAGUGAAGCCAGCUGAAGAAGUCAAGCUUGCAGAGAAACCUAAGAAGAAGAAGGAAGAGAAGCCGAGGGAAGAAGUCAAGCCAACUGAGGAAGUCAAACCAGGUGAAGACGUCAAGCCUGCAGAGAAACCUAAGAAGAGGGAAGAAAAGCCAAAGGAAGAAGUCAAGCCAGCUGAAGAAGUCAAGCCUGCAGAAGAAGUGAAGCCUGUUGAGAAGCCGAAGAAGAAGAAGGAAGAGAAGCCGAAGGAAGAAGUCAAGCCAACUGAGGAAGUGAAGCCAGCUGAAGAAGUCAAGCCUGCAGAGAAAAAGAAGAAGAAGGAAGAGAAGCCGAAGGAAGAAGUCAAGCCAACUGAGGAAGUCAAACCAGCUGAAGAGGUCAAGCCUGCAGAGAAACUUAAGAAGAAGGAAGAAAAGCCAAAGGAAGAAGUCAAGCCAACCGAGGAAGUCAAACCAGGUGAAGACGUCAAGCCUGCAGAGAAACCUAAGAAGAGGGAAGAAAAGCCAAAGGAAGAAGUCAAGCCAGCUGAAGAAGUCAAGCCUGCAGAAGAAGUGAAGCCUGUUGAGAAGCCGAAGAAGAAGAAGGAAGAGAAGCCGAAGGAAGAAGUCAAGCCAACUGAGGAAGUGAAGCCAGCUGAAGAAGUCAAGCCUGCAGAGAAAAAGAAGAAGAAGGAAGAGAAGCCGAAGGAAGAAGUCAAGCCAACUGAGGAAGUCAAACCAGCUGAAGAGGUCAAGCCUGCAGAGAAACUCAAGAAGAGGGAAGAAAAGCCAAAGGAAGAAGUCAAGCCAGCUGAGGAAGUGAAGCCAGCUGAAGAAGUCAAGCUUGCAGAGAAACCUAAGAAGAAGAAGGAAGAGAAGCCGAGGGAAGAAGUCAAGCCAACUGAGGAAGUCAAACCAGGUGAAGACGUCAAGCCUGCAGAGAAACCUAAGAAGAGGGAAGAAAAGCCAAAGGAAGAAGUCAAGCCAGCUGAAGAAGUCAAGCCUGCAGAAGAAGUGAAGCCUGUUGAGAAGCCGAAGAAGAAGAAGGAAGAGAAGCCGAAGGAAGAAGUCAAGCCAACUGAGGAAGUGAAGCCAGCUGAAGAAGUCAAGCCUGCAGAGAAAAAGAAGAAGAAGGAAGAGAAGCCGAAGGAAGAAGUCAAGCCAACUGAGGAAGUCAAACCAGCUGAAGAGGUCAAGCCUGCAGAGAAACUUAAGAAGAAGGAAGAAAAGCCAAAGGAAGAAGUCAAGCCAACCGAGGAAGUCAAACCAGGUGAAGACGUCAAGCCUGCAGAGAAACCUAAGAAGAGGGAAGAAAAGCCAAAGGAAGAAGUCAAGCCAGCUGAAGAAGUCAAGCCUGCAGAAGAAGUGAAGCCUGUUGAGAAGCCGAAGAAGAAGAAGGAAGAGAAGCCGAAGGAAGAAGUCAAGCCAACUGAGGAAGUGAAGCCAGCUGAAGAAGUCAAGCCUGCAGAGAAAAAGAAGAAGAAGGAAGAGAAGCCGAAGGAAGAAGUCAAGCCAACUGAGGAAGUCAAACCAGCUGAAGAGGUCAAGCCUGCAGAGAAACUCAAGAAGAGGGAAGAAAAGCCAAAGGAAGAAGUCAAGCCAGCUGAGGAAGUGAAGCCAGCUGAAGAAGUCAAGCUUGCAGAGAAACCUAAGAAGAAGAAGGAAGAGAAGCCGAGGGAAGAAGUCAAGCCAACUGAGGAAGUCAAACCAGGUGAAGACGUCAAGCCUGCAGAGAAACCUAAGAAGAGGGAAGAAAAGCCAAAGGAAGAAGUCAAGCCAGCUGAAGAAGUCAAGCCUGCAGAAGAAGUGAAGCCUGUUGAGAAGCCGAAGAAGAAGAAGGAAGAGAAGCCGAAGGAAGAAGUCAAGCCAACUGAGGAAGUGAAACCAGCUGAUGAAGUCAAGCCUGCAGAGAAACCUAAGAAGAAGGAAGAAAAGCCAAAGGAAGAAGUCAAACCAGCUGAGGAAGUGAAGCCUGUUGAGAAGCCAAAGAAGAAGGAGGUGAAGCCGAAGGAAGAGGUCAAGCCAGCUGAGGAAGUGAAGCCAGCUGAAGAAGUCAAGCCUGCAGAGAAACUUAAGAAGAAGGAAGAAAAGCCAAAGGAAGAAGUCAAACCAGCUGAGGAAGUCAAGCCUACAGAGAAACUCAAAAAGAGGGAAGAAAAGCCAAAGGAAGAAGUCAAACCAGCUGAGGAAGUGAAGCCUGUUGAGAAGCCAAAGAAGAAGAAGGAGGAGAAGCCGAAGGAAGAAGUCAAGCCAGCUGAGGAAGUCAAGCCUACAGAGAAACUCAAGAAGAGGGAAGAAAAGCCAAAGGAAGAAGUCAUGCUAGCUGAGGAAAUCAAGCCAGCUGAAGAGGUCAAGCCUGCAGAAGAAGUGAAGCCUGUUGAGAAGCCGAAGAAGAAGAAGGAAGAGAAGCCGAAGGAAGAAGUCAGGCCAAAGGAGAAAGUCAAGCCAGCUGAGGAGCCAAAGGAGGAAGCCCAGCCAGCUGAGGAAGUCAAGUCUACAGAGGAACUCAAGAAGAGGGAAGAAAAGUCAAAGGAAGAAGUCAAGCCAGCUGAGGAGGUUAAGCCUACCGAAGAGGCCAAGCCUGCGGAGAAAGUUGAGAAGCCGAAGAAAAAGAAGGAAGAGAAGCCAAAGGAAGAAGUCAAGCUAGCUGAAGAUGUGAUUCCUGCAGAGAAACCUAAGAAAAAGAAAGAAGAAAAGGAAGCAGAAGAGAAGCCUAAGAAGAAAAGGGAGAAAAAAGCAUUGGAAGUCGUUGUGUCUGAAGAAGAACUAUUGGAGGUUGCAGCUGAAGCCGAAAUCAAAUUGAAACCAAGCCUUGUCGAUGAAGAAGAACAAGAUGAAUUCACGGGCAGGACUGUGCUUCUGAAUAAAGACGACAGAGUUGCAGAAGAAGAAGAAGAUUUGGGCCUGGAUUUAUCAAAGCAGCGUCCAGGUACAGUCAUCAUCGAACAUCCUGAAGCACAGACGGUCACAGAACCGCAACAGAUGUGCGUGUUUACUUGUCGUCUGAGCCAAGAAGCUACGAGUGUGCGCUGGUUCCGUAAUGAGAGAGAGCUGUGGACGCAUCUCCCUAAGAUGGAGAUUGUGACGACAGAACGUGAGACCAAACUCAUCAUAAACGAAGUUGACCACAAAGACAUUGGAGAAUAUCAUGUGCUGCUCGACGAUGUUGAAGAAUCUCAGCCGGCACAGCUCAUCUACAAACUACUGCCCAAACUGACCUACGAAGGACCCACGGAAGCAAUAGCUGCCGGCAAGCAUUUCGAUUUUGUAGUCAAGUUUAUAGGCUAUCCCACGCCUGAAUUCGAUAUGACCCUAAAUGGCGAAGACCUGAAACUUCUGGCCAAUGUUGAGAUGUACGAUGACUUCAUCUCCUUCCGAGUGAAACAUGUCAAGCAGAGCGGAACCAUAUUAAUUCGAGCCAGGAACGAAAACGGCGAGGAUAAACUUGAGAUUCCCAUGCAAGUCAUCGAUGUACCGUCUGCCCCACUCGAUCUUCAGGUCAGCGACAUCGGAACCACGACAGCAACACUUUCAUGGAAAGCUCCGCUGUAUUCAAAUGGAUCGAACAUCAAGGAAUAUUUCAUCGAGCGCAAAUCAGUGGAGUACUCUCGCUGGCGUUCUGUCGCCCGACUACCAGCCGAUAAGCUUUCGAUAAACGUCGACGAUCUGUUCCCCAACGAUCUCUACGCAUUCCGUGUGAGUGCCGUCAAUGACAUUGGACAGGGCAAUCCGAGCAAUCUUGUGGAAGUGCAAACGUCUGAAGAAAUCCAAGAAGAAGUGAUAGAAGAAGAGUUCACUGAAGAAGUCACAAUUGCGAAGAAAUCUCCCAAAGAUGAACUAACGGAAGAAGAAAUUGCGCAGACUAUGAUGCUCCCCACGAAGCUUGAAGAAGAAAUCACAGAGAUUGUGGAAGAAGAGGAGUUUCUCAAGAAAGUAGGUCAAGAAGAAGAUAAGUCCGCAAAGAAGAAGACCAAAGUUCCAAAACGCCGAGUGGAAGAGGAAGAACUAGUAGAAGAAGAAGUAGUGGAGAAAGUUAAGCCAAAAGAAGAGCCAGAGACCAAAAUGGAGAAGAAGAUCGUUGAAGAAGUCGUCAUUCAAGAAGAAGAAAUAAAGGAAGAGAAAGCAACGAAAAAGAGACCGAAAGCAGAUGAAAAGAAGGUGCUGGCUGAAGAGGCCAAAGUCAAAGAGGAGGAUGUAGCAACGAAGAGAUCAUCAAAUGCUGAAGCAGCAAAGGUUGCGGAAGCAGGCGCUAUAGCUGCGAAGGAUGAGAAAGUGCAGGAAGAAAAGAAAGAAGAAGGGAAAGCAAAGAAAAUGAAACCAAAGAAGAAGGCACCCAAGAAGGAAGAAAUUGUUGAAGAGGUCAUUACCGUCACGGAAGAAGUAACUGAGACGACACAUGAAGUGGUUGUUGACGAACCUAGCGGAAAGAAGAAGAAAAAAGUGCCAAAGGCACUUGUGAUACCAGAUGAAAUAAGCUCGAAGUUUGGAGAACCUAGCACACUGCUUUCCGAAACAAUCAUAACGAAGAAAAUUGUAGCAAGGGAAGGAAGCGCUGAAGCAGUGUCACCAAUCAAGCAGCCGCAGUCGGCCAGCAUUGCAAUAAAAGUUGAUAGUGCUAGCAAGAUUCGAUCAAGGGCAAGCACUCCCGAAGGUGAAUUUACAUUCAAGCAACGAUCACAGACUCCAGAAGGAAGAAAGGAGGAGGUUGCCGCAAAACUGAAACUGCGCGGUGAGAAUGAUGAUAAGACUGGCCUCCCUCCUAAACCUGGUGCUGAGGUUAAGCCCAAAGAGGAAGUGAAACCUAAGGAAGAACUCAAACCCAGAGAGGAUGUUGAACCAAAGGAAGAGGCCAAGAAAAAGGAAGAAAAGCCCAAGGAGGUCAAGCCUAAAGAAGAGGAGAAGCCAAAGGAAGAAGCGAAACCCGAGGAAAAGGCUAAAAAGAAGAAAGAAGAGAAGCCCAAGGAAGAAGCAAAGCCUAAGGAGGAGAUGAAACCCAAAGAAGAGGCCAAGAAGAAGAAAGAAGAGAAGCCCAAAGAAGAAGUGAAGCCAAAGGAAGAAGUGAAACCCAAAGAAGAAGCCAAGAAAAAGAAAGAAGAGAAGCCGAAAGAAGAAAUGAAGCCAAAGGAAGAGGUGAAACCCAAAGAAGAGAUGAAACCCAAAGAAGAGGUGAAACCCAAAGAAGAGGUGAAACCCAAAGAAGAGACCAAGAAGAAGAAAGAAGAGAAGCCCAAAGAAGAAGUGAAGCCAAAGGAAGAAGUGAAACCCAAAGAAGAAGCCAAGAAAAAGAAAAAAGAGAAGCCGAAAGAAGAAAUGAAGCCAAAGGAAGAGGUGAAACUUAAAGAAGAGGUGAAACCCAAAGAAGAGGUGAAACCCAAAGAAGAGGUAAAACCCAAAGAAGAGGUGAAACCCAAGGAUGAACCCAAGAAAAAGAAAGAAGAGAAGCCGAAAGAAGAAGUGAAGCCAAAGGAAGAGGUGAAACCCAAAGAAGAGGUGAAACCCAAAGAAGAAGCCAAGAAGAAGAAAUCUGAGAAGUCGAAGGAAGAGCUGAAGACUAAAGAAGAGGUGAAACCCAAAGAAGAGCUAAAACCGAAGGAGGAGAAGCCGAAAGAGAAAGUCAAGCCUGUGGAGGAGAAGCCAGAAGAGAAGCCCGAGAAGAAUAAAGAAGAGAAACCAAAAGAAGAGGUGAAGCCCAUGAAGGUAACCAAGGACGAAAAAGUGUCAGAAGAAGUAUCUGUACAGCAAGAACCAGAAAAGGAGAUCGUGCAGAAGGAGCCAGAAAAAGAUCAAGCCGCUAAAGCGAAAAAGAAACCCAGAAAGAAGGUGGAGGUUGUUGAAGAAAAGGAAGAACAAAAAGAAAAGGAGGCGAAGGCAGUGCCAAAUGGAGAGACAAAGGAACUUCCAGAGAUUAUAGAGCCUGAAAAGAAACCUGAAAAGAGGCGUAAGCAACUUGCUGCAGAACCAAUCCCCGAAGAUGAGACAGUAGAUGUCCUAUCGGCUGUGAUCAGUCGCGAAAGUGAGGCAGUAAGCAGCCGAACAUCACGGAGAUCGUCCGGGGCAUCUAGUGUAGAGAGUUACACGAUUUCUCGGCGAAGAGCAAGGAAGGAAGGUUUCCUAACUACUCCUGGAAGCGAAGUGCUAGCUCUUCGAGGUGAUACAGUGCGGAUUGAAUGCGAGCUGGUGAAUGAUGACGACGAAGUAGAAUGGUUCAUCAAUGACAGGUCAUUCGCGGCUGAUGCUAGAGCUACAGAGGAGUCACAUGGUCCCAUGAGGAUGUUGGUUAUACGGGAUGUUACUCCAAAGGAUUCAGGCAUGGUGGUAGAAGUACGUCUUGGUGACUAUGUGGCCACCACAACGAUCGUUGUUGAAGACACUCGCGCUGAAAUGAUCAGGCGUUUAGAGCGCAGAACAGUUGGGAGAGAGGGUCAAGACGUGGUUCUUAGCGUUGAGCUGGAUCACGAGGCUAAAGAAGUCACUUGGUUCAAAGAUGACAUGUCUGUAACGAUGUCGGAGAAGUACACCGUAGAGGUGGUGGAAGGAACCAUCUACCGUCUGAUCAUAAAACGAGCAGACUACCGCGAUGCUGGCCAGUACACUGUCGUGGUCGAUGGUUCAAAGAGUUAUACAAGUCUCCAGAUUCAAGGAAAACCAGUGGUAAAGAAGGGCGAGAAAAGGCACAUCGAAGUGGAGAGGGACGAGAACAUCAUCUUCAACGUGCCCUUCGAGUGCUACGAAGAACCAGCAGUAUCUUGCCUAUUCAAUGGUUCACUUCUUCGUGAAGACGCAAAGAUACACAUGGAUGUAAACGAUGGCAUCAUGCGCUUCUGCAAAAAGCAUGUAACCAAGGUGGAUUCUGGUGAAUAUACGAUCAAAUUACACAACGAAAUGGGGGAGGAUUCGGAAACUGUGACUGUUCGCGUGAAAGAUGUACCUGCAAAGCCACAAAGCGUGUCCGUUACGGAGGUUGAAAGCGAGGCGAUUUCCAUCUCAUGGACGGCUCCGGAGGAUGACGGCGGACAACCGAUUACUGGUUAUAUCAUAGAGAAGAAAGAAGAUGGCCGAAGAACAUUCCACAAAGUUGCGCAUGUUUCCGCUGCCAAAACGUCAUACACCAUUGAAGAUUUGGAAAUAGAUACCGGCUACAUUUUGAGAGUAUCUGCAGUGAAUAAGUAUGGCGCAGGAGAACCAUCUUAUACACCUGUGGUAACGACUGGAACACCAUACAAGGCGCCACAAUUGACGGAGCCGCCAACCAUCUCUCAAGUGUCUGGAAACACCUGUGUACUGUCCUGGUCGAAGCCAGCAGAUACUGGCGAGUCUCCAAUCUACGGCUACGACGUCUAUAGAAAGGAAGAUGGUGGCAAAUGGAUCCAGAUGAAUGAAGAGCUCCUGUUCAAAGAGCAGUUUACGGUCACUGACCUUCGACCCAACAUCACCUACAUUUUCAAAGUGGAAGCUCAUAAUGAAGCUGGUUUCAUCUCGGCAUCGAAUGUUGAAUCAGAACCACUUCGUAUCAAAGCAGCUCUUGAUCUUCCCACCACCAUCAUUCCCACUCCGCGGGUUAUUCCUACCGGACUGGAUAGCGUCACUGUCACUUGGAACAUCGAUGAAAGUAUAGCAUACUCGGAAUAUGUGGUCUCAUACAAAUCCGAAAAUUCAUCAGUGUGGACUGAGGUCAAGUGUCAAACCAACACUUGUACAAUAAAUGAGUUGAAAGAAGGUGUUUCCUAUGUCUUCAAAGUGGCUCCAGCCAAUGAAGAAGGCGCAGGAACAUUCUCAGAAGAAACGCACCCAGUCAAAGUUACGCCCACAGUUGCUCCUGUCAUUACCAAAGCGAUCAAGAAUGUGUCGAUCCCAAGGAAACGUGCGUUAAACCUUGAAUGUCAUGCAAAUGCUGAACCCGCUCCCGACUAUAUAUGGUACAAGAACGGAGCGGAGAUCAUUCCGCAGAACUCUAAUACAGAGAUCGUGAAUGAGGGCCAUAUGAGCUUCCUGAAAAUCCACAGCGUCGAAGCAUCUGAUGCAGGUGUCUACGAGUGUGAAGUGGAGAAUGAGCAUGGAAAAACGAGCUGUAAGGCGACAGUGCAAAUAACAGAUGUACGCUGUCACUUCGAAUCGUCAUUCUCUGAAUACAUUGAAGCGACUGAAGGACAGAACGUAGAACUUCGGUGCACCUUGUCGGACGAAGAUGGUGUGGUCGUGUGGUACAAAGAUGGAAAGCUGUUGAAGGCUGAUGACCGCAUAACCAUUGUGGCUGAGGACACAGAAAGAAUCCUGAGAAUCAGCGACAUCAGGGAUUCGGAUAGCGCCACUUAUCGCUGCGAAACUUCAGACGGUCGUAGUAGAACUGAAGGAGAGCUUCUGGUCAAAGAAGAAGAGCCACACAUCAGCGUCGGGCCGCAAGACGAAACUAUCCGGUAUUUCGGUGCUACCGUCGAGCUCAAGUGUGAACUAACUAAACCGGUGCAUAGAGUGCUUUGGUUCCGGAAUAAGAAGGAGAUAUGGGCACAGAUGAACAAGUUCCUAAUCAACACCAUUGACUGCACAUCGACGCUUGUGAUUCUGAACUUCGACAAGUCCGACAUUGGCGAUUACUAUGCUGCCUUAAGCGAAAAGGAAACUUCGGCUCCUGCACACAUAGGACUGGAGGUUGCGCCAGAAAUCAAAAUCACAGAAAAUCUUGGCGAUCACAUCACCCUACAUGUGGAUACUGAAUUAGAUUUCCAUGUAGAGACUUACGGAAGUCCACAACCUGCAGUGGUCAUCAUGCACAAGGACGAACGCAUACAAAGCAGGCCAAAAGUGAGUGUCGAGGAGUACGACGAAAUGCUGAGUGUUCGUAUGAAGAACCUCACAAGAGAUGACAUUGGCACAAUAAGAAUUACUGCCGAAAAUAUAGCAGACACUGCUCAAAAAGAAAUAUCUCUUAAUGUGAUCGAUGUCCCUGACGAACCUCUUAAUUUGGAAGCUAGCCAAAUAACGGCAAAUUCAAUCAUGCUGACUUGGAAUUCCCCCGAAGAAGACAAUGGAGCCGCUGUUACUGGCUACGUGAUCGAACGAAGAGCGGUGGAAAGCAACAGAUGGAGAACGGUCGGCAAGACCGAUGCAGACACGUUCUUCUUCAAGGCCGAAGAUCUGAUGUCAAAGCAAGUGUACGGCUUCCGCGUGAUCGCCGUCAACGAAGUCGGCGAAGGACCACCAAGUCACUUCAUUGACAUUAUCACUCUGGAGGAGGAAGUGAUAGAUGGAGUUCUGUCACCUGACUUGGUACUGCUGGAAACCCCCGAUGCCCCUGGGGUAGAACGCGAUGAUACAAAGAUUACUGUGACUUGGAAUCCAAUCGUGGAUGCUGACGCAUACCAGCUGGAGAGAAGAAGUGAAACGAGUGACUGGCUGGAAGUGGUCACAAUCGACAAAACCCAUUUUGUGGAUCGUUCGCUGCGGAAAAGCGGGACCUACCGCUAUAGAGUUAUUGCUCAGAACGCGACUGGUGAGUCCAAAUCAAGUGGAGAAUCUGCACCCAUUUCCGUCGUUAUUGAAGAGCAGGAGGAAGAAGAAAGAGCUGAUGGUGUCUCAGAAAGAAAAGACGAUCAAGUCAACGGAGAAGCCGUCAUGAAAGCGGAACAGGUAGUCAAUGGUGAUGUUACGAAGGAACUAACCACACAAGAAGAUAAGGAACCUAUAUUUGGAGUGCAGUUGAAGGGCAUACCUGAGGCUGCUCCUGAGAAGGCUGAAGAAGAUAAAGAAGACGAGAAGAAAACGGAGAGAGCCGAAGAUCAGGAAGAGACUAAGAAGAAAAAGCCAGUAGAUGCGACAAAGAAGAAGCGAAAAGUUAAGAAAGAAGAUGAAAAGGAUGGCAUAACUGCAGCCAAAGACGAUCUGAAGAUGGAAGAGCCCUCCAAAAAGACGGAAAUAGAGCAAAAAGAAGCAGUGAUUGAUGGAGCCAUGAAAAGGGACGAAGAAGUCGAUAAGCCAAAAGUGGAGGAGGUUAAAAAGGAGAAGGAAGAAGAUGCCACAGAAAAGGAUGAUGUCAAAGAAAAAGAGAAGAAAGCGAAGGUAGACGAGAAGGUGAGAACGGAGGAAGAGCCGAAAAAAGUGGAGAAAGUGGAUGAACCACUAGUCGAAGACGGCGUAAAGAAAGAUGAGAAGAAGAAAAAGAAAAAGUCACCAAAGGCUGAACAAAAGGAGGUCGAGAAAGAACCAGAGCCUGCUGUCAAUGGUACUGUUGCAGAGCCGCCUAAAGAAGUUCCAAAAGUAGAGCCUAAAAAGAAGAAAAAAGGGCCCUUGUCAUUGAAAUCCACCGAAGAGGUGAUUGAUCUGAAGGUUGGUGACUCAUGUGACAUGAAAAUGGAGGCCAGCGACGAUGUGAAGAAGUUUGAAUGGACAAAGGCUGACCUUUCGCUAGGUUCUGGAUAUUCUCAACAAGAUUCUAAGAAGACUAGCAACGUUCAUAUCGGAUCUGUCACAUUGGAGAUGGCUGGGAAGCACAAGUGUGUCGCAACGAAUUCUGAUGGAGAAACUGCUACGGCUUAUAUUACCUUGAACGUUAGAGGUGUCCCCAUAGCGGAAGCUGAGACUAAUUCGGUCGAGGUGAAAGUUGGUGAAACCGCCAAGCUGUUCGUCAAUGUUAGAGGAGCUACUGAUGUGACCUGUGUAUGGAGCAAGGAUGGCAAGCCAAUUAAGUCAACCAAAGCCAUGACUGCAUCGUACAAGGAUGGAACAGCUCAGCUAAUUAUCAAGUCCGCAGAGAUUUCCCACAGUGGAGUGUAUAAGCUCAAGGCUUCAAAUGCCGAUGGUAGUUCUGAAGCUGAUGUAACGCUGAUAGUAAAAUCUGUACCUUCCGCACCAGAGGGACCUCUAAAUGUGGCCGUCGAAGGUAGCACUGCCAAACUUACAUGGAAACCCCCAGCGACCGAUGGUAACACCCCGAUUCUGGGCUAUUAUGUUGAAAAAUCCGACGAAAAGAAGAAAAAUUGGAACUUUGUUGGUAGAUCCACUGGACCAAGCUUAAGCACUGAAUUGGUUGGUGCUGAACCAGUUCGCUUCCGAGUGGCAGCAGAAAAUGCUAUUGGUCUGGGGCCGACGAUAGAAUCCAAGACCGUGUCAGCAGGUACAAAGCCAGAAAUUGUACGGCCAAAAGAUGCCACCUACGUCUUCAAAGAAGGUGAUACGGGAGAAGUGAAAAUCUCGUUCAAAGGCGAACCUGCUCCUAAUGUGGAAUGGCUGGACAGCGCAGGCAAGCCUAUUGCUGCGGGCUCAGAGUAUACGAUCAAAAAUACUCCAACAAGUACGUCACUGAGCCUCAAGAACGUGGCUAUGAAACAUGCUGGAAAUUACACGCUGAAGAUCAAGAACAGCAUGGGAGAAGACUCUCUACCAUUGAAAAUACAGGUAAAUGGUCGCCCAGAACCGCCAAGCAAACCCACGGUAACAGAGCAAAAAGUAGACUCUAUAAAAUUAUCUUGGUCACCUCCUGCACAAGAUGGAGGAGCCCCAAUCACACAGUACACAGUAGAAAUGCGUACUGCAAGCAGUAAAAAAUGGAAGAAAGCUGAAACAAGCAAGGAACCUUCCGUGACCUUGUUCAACCUGGUACCCGGCGAAACAUUCGUUUUCCGAGUUCGUGCAGAAAAUUCUAUUGGACAAUCCGAGCCUUCUGUGGAAUCAGAAACUGUGUCCAUUAAGGCGCUCCAAAAACCCGAAGAAAAAGUUGAACAGAUUAUAGCUGACGAUGAAAAACAGAAGAAAGUUGAUUACGACAAAUUGGAUACAAAAGUUGAACCUUUGGAGGAAAAAGUAAUCGAUAUCAAUCGCCUUCCCAAUGAUCUGGAAGCUAAGUACACGAUCUGCGAAGAACUUGGACAAGGCGCCUAUGGCACAGUUUAUCGAGCGAUAGAGAAGGCCACAGGCAAAACGUGGGCAGCAAAGAUGGUGCAGGUUCGACCGGGUGUCAAACGAGAUGAUGUUUUGCAUGAGAUCUCAGUGAUGAAUGAAUUACAUCACGAUAAACUUCUACAAUUGCAUGAAGCUUUCGAUCUCGGCAGCGAAAUGUGCCUCAUUGAAGAGUUCGUCUCUGGUGGAGAACUACUCGACAAAAUUGUGGAGUCCGAUAUGCUCAUGAGUGAAACCGAAGUGGGAAACUAUAUGCGUCAAAUACUUCAAGGCCUGGAACACAUGCACAAUAGACAAAUCGUCCAUCUGGACCUUAAACCCGAAAACAUCCUUCUCAAAUCGAAAGACUCGACAGAUGUAAAAUUGAUUGAUUUUGGAAUAGCAAGAAAAUUAGAGCCGAACAAGACAGUGAAGCUGCUUUUCGGGACGCCAGAAUUUUGUGCUCCUGAGGUUGUCAAUUACGAACCCGUGGGUUUGAGCACAGACAUGUGGUCUGCGGGAGUGAUUGCCUAUGUGCUGCUAUCCGGACUAUCACCGUUCCUUGGAGAAACGGAUGCAGAAACACUAGCGAAUGUGUCGGCUGCAGAUUGGGAUUUCGACGAUGAGACUUUCGACGAUGUUUCUGACACAGCAAAGGACUUCAUUUGUCGCCUAAUGGUCAAAGAUAAACGAAAGCGUAUGACUGUACAACAGGCGCUACAACAUCCAUUCUUGAAGAUGGAGGAAUCAUUGCCUGUUCGCGGUCAACUCACACCCAAACAAAAGAAGAAAUUCAUGCAGCUGAGAAGAUGGUCUGAUGAUCUGCUUCCCAUCGGCCGAUUGGCGAAGCGUGGUGCCAUAUUUAGGCAACACUCCAUGGAUGGAGUGUUUGAGAGAGACAUCACCUUUGACAGCGAUUAUCCACCUUCUGUGAAGAAGCAGCUCGAGGAUAUCGUUGCCCACGUGGGUGAUCUAAUCGCUACCCUGGAAUGCGUUGUCGAAGGAGCUCCACUGCCUCGGAUCAGCUGGUUCAAGGAUGGGCAGGAGCUGAGUGUACCGUCGAUCAAAUUCGAUUCGCAUUUCACCGAUGGAUCAGCGGGACUGACUGUGAAAAAUUUGGAGCCAUCAGAUGCAGGAAAGUAUCGUUGUCAAGCCACAAAUCAGCUCGGAACCAUCACCUCAGAAGCUAAAGUUGUCGUGGAAGAAAAGGGAAAAGAGAAGAAAGUUGAUGAGGAUAAGAAGAAGAAAGCAAAGAAGCCAGUUUCGGAACGACCCCAAAAGAGCCCAAAAGCUCCGUCUUUCGCACCAGCGUUGACCGACUGCUUCGCAAAACUUGGAGAACCAUUCACCCUAAAAGUCGCUAGCAAAGAAGAUGUAAAGGUGGAGUGGUACCACAAUGGUGUACGAAUCGAAGAAAGUGAUCGUAACUAUGUCCAAAGACAUGAGAAAGAUGUAUACGAACUCACACUCAAGAAUGUUGGCAUGGGUGAUGAAGGCGAAUGGAGAGUGAAAGGAAGAAAUGCUGUCGGUGAUUGCGAAAGUUUCUGCGCAGUGACUGUAGAAAUCCCCGAAGGAUUUAUGGCACCAGUUUUUGAGCGAAAGCUUGAAGAUAUCAAGUGUGAAGAGCAAGAACUUCUUACGCUUACUGUGAGCAUUGCUGCUAAUCCAACUCCAGAAAUUAUCUGGUACUGCGAAGACAAAGAAAUCAAGCACUCGGAUCGCUACCGUAUACUUUUUGACGACGAAAAACGCGAAUACUCUCUAAUUAUCGUCAGUGCAUACGCUGAAGACAGCGGGGAAUAUAGAUGCCUUGCCAAGAAUUUACUCGGUUCUGCCCAAAGUGUUUGUUCGGUACGAAUAGAGGAACCAGGAGAGAAGCGCAGCAAGAAGAUUGAUGAAUCGAAAGCCCCAGCGUUCAGUAUGCUCUUGGCAAGCCCUCGUGAGGUCAUGGAAGGAGCAGAACUUAGUUUGGCAUGCAUUGUCACUGGCAGUCCUUACCCAAAGAUCAAAUGGUUGAAGGAUGGUGCAAGACUGUCAACAACUGGCAAAGAUGUAAAAUGUGAAAAUGGCGUUUCUACGUUAACAAUUCAUUCUGCCACAACUAACGAUGCUGGUCGCUACGUUUGCGAAGCUGAAAACAUCCAUGGCACAGCUCAGUCGAACUGUGUUGUCACUGUCAUUCCAUCGCUAGAGUCCAGCCAAUCUGAGCCAAGAUUCACGCAACUGUUGGCAGAUACUACAGUACAAGAUCAGGAAGAAAUACUCCUGGAAUGUUGUGUAGAAGGCAAACCACACCCAGCUGUCACUUGGUACAAAGACGGUCAAAAACUAGCCAUCACUAACCGUAUGCUUCAGUACGCGGAUAGGACAGGCCUUGCUAGGCUAAAUAUCAUGAAUGCUACGCCAGCAGAUUCUGGAGAAUACUCUUGCGAAGCAGUGAACGUUCUUGGCAAGGACGUAACAGAAUGUCGAGUUAAGGUCACCGGUGAUAUCACCACGUCAAUCUCUAGAAGCCCUAGCCUAAGCACAAGCGAAUCCCUUGGUUAUGUUUCGGACGAUUCUCGAGCUCCCGUUAUAAUUCGACCGCUCAUGAAUGCCGUUGUAAAAGCUGGCGGCCGUGAAAUGCUUGAGUUAGAAGUCGAGGGCACUCCAACUCCAAUGAUCGAAUGGUAUCACAACGGAAAGCUAGUAUCGGAGAGCAGAACUGUUCGCAGUCACUUUGAUGGAAGAGUGGCGUUCUUGAAAUUCUAUGAUGCUCAGCCCAAACAUCAAGGACAGUACAUCUGCAAGGUCUCCAACAAACUGGGAGUAGUCGAGUCUAGAGCUGAGCUGAUAGUCGAAGAAGAGAUAGCUGAUCAGCUUCCAAAUGUGCCUACAUUUAUCAAGAAGCUUCAAGACGUUGCCGUGGCAAAAGAAGGCGAUACUGUAACGCUGAGUUGCCAAGCUCGCGGAGAUCCCAAGCCAGAUUUCCGUUGGCUCCGAGAUGGUCAACCACUUGAAUCUGGUGCAAACUUCCGAAGCAGAGCUUUUGAUGAUGGCAUCUCGACUCUCGAAAUCGCCAAAAUGAGUGAAGAGCUUUGCGGGACCUACACCGUCGUAGCCGUAAAUUCAGCUGGAGAGGCGCACUCAUCUGCGAAUAUCACGCUGGAUCACGUCGAAGAGAAGGUCGCUGCACCGACUCCACCUUCGUUCAUCAUUCAACCCAAGUCCAAGCUGACUGUCGACGAAUCUGGCGUACUCACCAUCGUCUGCGACGUUCGAGGCACCCCUGAUAUGGAAAUCGCAUUGCUCAAAAAUAAGCGACCCUUGAAUCUCACCGAAAGAAUCCGGAUGGAGCGUGACGGGCUCACCUGCAGAUUCAUAGUAACAGAUGUUACACCAGAAGAUGAAGGCAAAUACACAAUUGUUGCUAAAGAUAAAAAUGGCGAGGCAAAGGCUGACACCGAGGUUGUGGUCACUCCCAAGCGUGAAGCACCCGAAGGAGCUACGGUGAAGAUUGUAAAAGGAUUGCCGGGUCCCGUGGAAGCACUGCAAGUCGAGGACUGUACCACGGAUUCCGUGUCUUUGACAUGGACAAGUUCAGCAAAUGCUGGUGGAUCGAAAAUCACAGAGUACAAGGUAGAACAGCGGACUCCUGAUCAGCAAGGUUGGACCGAGGUAGCGACGGUCAGCCGAACUAGAUACAAUGUAAAAAAUCUCACUCCAAACAUGGAAUACCGUUUCCGGGUAGCUGCAAAGAACUCGGAAGGACUCGGCGAUUGGGGUGUGGCUGUAAAUGCCAGAACCUUGCCCGCAGGGGCGAAGCCACAGUUUGUCGAACCACCACCCUCGACACUUACCGUCAUGGAAGGAAAGCCCCUGAGUAUCUCAGCAAAAUUUGCAGGCACUCCUGCACCUAUUGUCAAAUGGUACAGAGACAGAAGAGAAAUAACCGACUCAGACGCUAUCAUCACGGACACCGAGAGCACUUCGCUGACAAUCUCCGAAGCUCGACUGGGUGUAGAUGAUUCACUCUACUCCUGCUUGAUUGAAAACGAUAUGGGUCAAGUAUCAAGUGAUAUUUCAGUCUCAAUAGUUCUGAGCAGCGAAGACGCAACUGACGUUGAUCGUAGCGAACGCAGUGAGAAAGCCCUUAUUGGUGCUCCGUCCUUGCUCAAACCCCUGACUGAUGAAACUGUUCAAUCUGGACAGCAAUUUACUCUAAAUUGCAAGGUAACAGCGAAGAACGAGACCGUAGCGUGGUAUCACAACGAUCAUCGCGUUAAGUCUGCUGGACGCUACGAACUUCUAAGCGCUAAGAAUGGAAUCCACAAGCUGAUCUGCCAUAACAGCAUCCAGGAAGAUUCCGGUGUGUACCGCUGUGUGGUAACGAACGACAAAGGCAUGGCCCAGACCGAGUGCAAAGUUGCAGUGAAAGAUUCGGCUGAACAGUCUGCGCCCUCGUUUGAGCAACCAUUGACCGAUAUGACGACAAAGGUAGGAAAAGACGUCGUGCUAAAGUGUCAUGCAGUCGGCUGUCCGGAACCAGAGCUCGUUUGGACGAAGGAUGGUGAACGCCUCGCGACAAGCAGAAAAGUCUGCCUUGUCUUUGAUGAAAAAGGCGGUUCUGAGCUCCAGAUAAAGGAGUGCUCAGCACAGGAUGCAGGAAUCUACCUCUGUACAGCUACUAACAGUGCUGGAGUACAGUCAACACAGUGUACUCUGACGAUAGUGAGCGUUGCUGGAAAAGAUGCUCAUCUGGUGAUAGCCGAAGAGGAGAAGGUUGCAGUACCCAGAUUCACCCGCGCUCCACCGUCAACCAUGGAUGUCACAGAAGGAUCUCAGUUUAAGCUGGUUGCCAAGGCUGUUGGUGAACCGAAGCCGGUAAUAACUUGGAAGAAAGAUGGACGAGAAGUGCUUCGCACCAAUCGGCUCUAUAGAACGUAUUUGACCGGAGAUGGUGAAAGCCAUUUGCUUGUCGAAUGUGUUGUCUCAAAAACCAGCGGAAUCUUUUCUUGUAUAGCCCACAACAUCCAUGGAGAAGCUUUGUCUGAAACUCAAGUUAUCGUCCACCGCGGAAAAACAGCUGUACAAACUGCGGAGAAACCAACGUUUACACAAACUCUCAAAGAUCUCGGUGUCGUGACGGGUCAUCCUGUUACACUCAGUUGCAAGGUACACGGAGUUCCUGAUCCGGAACUGAAAUGGUAUUAUAUCGAUGAUGCAGGCAAUGCCGUCAGCCUGACCGAGCAUGAAUCUGGAUGGAUAGAAUGUCGGGGAGGAGAAGUAGCAGAGCUCAAGGCCGAUUGUGUUCUUCGAGAUCAACAAGGCACCUAUCAAUGUGUAGCCUCCAAUGAGCAUGGUCAAGCCAGCACCCAAUGCUAUCUGCUAGUUGGAGAUCUCACAGAUGAAAGAGCUGGUCCUCCGCGUUUCUUGCGAUGCCUUGGUGAUAUUUGGACACCUCUAGGCGAGGAGGUGGUGCUCCAAGUCGAAGUAGCUGGGUAUCCCGCUCCAGAUCUUAUCUGGUACCAUCAGGAUAAGCGUGUGGUGGAGGGAAAGAACGUUAAGAUCAACUACACCUCUGAAACAGUCUGUGAGCUGCGUAUAUCGGAUGUGACCCUUCGAAACCUUGGCAGUUAUGCUAUAGAAGCCUCUAAUGUACAUGGGUUAGUCAAAACCACCUGCUUCCUUAACGCUGGAGAACCGCGCCAUGCUGAGCCACCACAAUUCCAACAGAUAGAAGCUCCAGAAAUUGCUGUCCAACCCAAAGUUGCAUUCCAUGACUCGGUGAAAAAAUCAGCUUCAACUAUGCGCAUGGAAAUGCGAAAGAAGGGCGCUCCACCAACAUUUAUCCAAGGUUUGGAAGACAUGGAACUGCAAGCCGGUGAUUCCGCUGCCGUAGCCGGAAAGCUGUCAAGAAAACAUCGCCAUCGUCAUGGAGUAGACCUAAGGAAAACUCUGAAGAGUUCCAAACUUGAUGCUCGCAGCCUCGCCGCAGCCAUUAUGGCUGAUAUGCAAGCUAAUGGUAGUGGUGACACUCCACGGCAUAGUAUCGAUGAGACCAAGCACGACGUUGCUAUGGAAGAAAUUCGUAACGUCAUUCAAUCAAGGAAUCAACACAUGUGUAGACCUAAAUUUAUUGUCAAACCUAAACCGAAGAAGGUUUUGGAAGAGUUCAAAUCUCUACGUUUGAAAACAGCGAUUUCGGCUAAUCCAACCCCAACAGUCUACUGGGAUCGAGAAGGGGUUGUGCUGGAAACUGGAAAUAAGUACUCUAUCUACAACGACGGCGAUUUUUAUUACCUCGAGGUACAUCACGUAUCUCUAUUUGACCAAGGAUUCUAUAACUGCACUGCUUCUAACAGCGAAGGCAUUGCAAUCUGCUCAUCAGAGGUGGAGGUGGUUAAACCCACUGAGGAUACCGCGAUGCAGCAGGAAAAACGAAAACACAAGAGAGAAAUGAGCAAACCCUACUUUAUCGAAGUCUUACCCGGAAAAAUGAAGGCAACUGCUUGCGAACCACUGUCCAUUGAGUGCAGCGUGGCAGGUUACCCUGCUCCUGCAAUUCGAUGGAUGCGAAAUGGAACACCUUUGAUACCGCAGGCGGAGAGAUAUACUAUGUCCUAUGACGGUGAGUGUGCGACACUCAAAUUUGCCCUGGUCUCAAUAGCGGAUGAAGGUAUCUACACCAUUGAAGCUAGGAAUGAGUUUGGAGAGGCGAAGUCUCAGAUGUCCUUGCAAAUCGAUCCAGGAGACUCACUUCAUGCCGACGGUAUUCCACCAUUAUUCAGAACAGAGAAAGUGCGAAAUGUGAUCAAAGCAAAUGAUGGCGAACGAGUUGAGCUGGUCGCCGAGCUUGUUCAAGGCUCCGAACCUAUGCAAAUUCGAUGGGUCCGUAACCGUGUCGCCAUCACUGACUCCAAAUCAUUCCAAUACAUUCGAAAUGGUCACGACGUUCGUCUGGUGAUUGCCGAUGCUUUCCCAGAAGAUGGAGGAGAGUACGCAGUGGAAGCACGCAAUCAGUACGGAACGGCUCGAUGUCUCAUGAGACUUGACAUUCACAGUCACGAACGAUCUCUUGCUGAGGACGCACCUCGAAUUUUGAAUGCUCCUCAGCUCGUCAGAGCAGGUCCUGGAGAAGUGGCUGAGCUCACAGCUCGUGUCACUGGCCAUCCUGACCCGGUGAUUGCUUGGGCGAAAGCUAAUGAAGCAAUUACGAAUUCUGAAAAAUACACUAUCCUGAACGACGGCAACGAAUUUACUCUACGUGUCAGUAAUAUUGUACGAGCAGACGCUGGGAAAUAUUCUCUGACUGCUGUAAACGUUGCUGGUGAAGCGAACGCCACGAUAGAUUUGGCAGUUGCCGAACCUACUGGCAUAACAACGAUGGGACCACGAUUUACACACGCUCCAGUGUCUGUGCAAUCUCGGAUUGGACAACGUGUGGAGUUAAUGGCUCGUUUUAAUGGACAACCGGCACCUGUGUGCCGGUGGUUCAAGGGUGACGUCGGACUGGAGGAUGGCGUCGGCGGUUACACGAUUGUCGAUAGCGCGGACAGCUCGACGUUGUCAAUCGUGUACCUUGAGAUGGUACACGUUGGAGAAUAUCUAUGUACUAUACGUAAUCCUUACGGUGAAGAUCUCGCCACUGCUAUGAUCAUGAUUGAAGGCUCAUCUAUUGCACUACGCCGAUCGAGUCGCAAAUGAAACGGUUUAGUAGAUGUACCUAGCCAAGUAGUAGACUGAGUGGACUCCCGUUGCUCUCCUUCAAGUACAUUUUUGUCGAAUAAUUGAAUUGUUAUAUUGACCCUAUACUGAAGUUGUUGCCCGAAGCAUGGCAUCUUACGCAAUCAGCGUAAGCGCUCAUGCUCCUGUAAAACGAUCAUCUACGAAUUUCACUGUUUUUCAAUUUUUUUUUGUUUUGUGUUGCUUCGUCAUUGAUGACAUUGAAAAUGUACGUGCAAUUGUCUGUGAUUAGCUUUUCUGAGAGAGCACAUGCUUUGUUAGUCACCGUAUCCUUCUGGCCCUGGAUACGUCGCUAGUCGCGCCUAAUCUCUUAUGUGCCUUGCAUUGUGC